Messenger RNA from Ceratitis capitata (Mediterranean fruit fly), 64084 nucleotides. It is a transcript of the gene Msp300, whose product is annotated as nesprin-1. NCBI's taxonomy places the organism in Eukaryota, Metazoa, Arthropoda, Insecta, Diptera, Tephritidae. Gene Ontology annotation, cellular component: nuclear outer membrane; meiotic nuclear membrane microtubule tethering complex; cytoplasm. Gene Ontology annotation, biological process: nuclear migration. The record is from RefSeq and is a predicted model, not a curated record. Gene Ontology annotation, molecular function: actin filament binding. The transcript has 31 exons. Bases 1003 to 62055 code for a protein of 20350 amino acids.
UUGUUUGCUGCUGGAGCAGCGAGCGAAAAAGGUGUGUAGCAGCAGCAGCUCAUUUGGUUCAGUUGGUCAGUCUAGGUUUCAGUAUCGAACCGGCUUUCUACUGCAACGGAUUGGAAAUUAAUAAAUACGGCGUAAAAGCAAACAACGCACAAUAUUACAUAUGUGUAUAUAUGUAUAUGUAUAUAUAUAGAUAUUUUUCUACUUGAUAUAUUUUGCAUUAUCCCUGGUGAAGUAGUUGUGAAAAGGCUACAUACAUACAUACCUAUAAUCUAUUACCAUAUAUGCGAACGCCAUUUGUGUGAAUUAAAUUUUUUUGUGACCAAAAUAAAUGUUUGAACGAGUAGAAUAGUGAACCGUAUGAGCUUACGGUAAAAGGGUAUGUACGCAAAGCACUUGCACUGUAGAAUUUGAAAGAAAAAAAAAAAAAGUAAAUGGAAAAAUUGUAAAAAAUAUUAAUCAAUCAACGAAAGAAAUUGAAGAAGGGAAAAUUGUAAAAUUAAUGAAUGAAAAUCUGAGUGCCACCGCUUUCAAGUGUACGGCUAUCGGUGCGCAACGUGAAAAAGUGUAAAAGAGGAAUAAAGAGAAUUGUGAGUUUGUUAAACAUUUUCCCUUAUAUUUCACUCACGACGCGAAAGUGUUUUACGUGAAAAGAACGAAUUUUUUUGCUUAUUUUGUUUUCCGUGCAGUUUUUGGUGCCAUAUUUUUUUAUAUUUGUUACGUUUGUUUUGGCACACGCACGCGAAAGACACUCGUGGUGGAAACGUGAAAUUCCUGCAGGCUCAUAGCCUGCCAAUCGCGUACCGAAGACGUAGAGCGCUCGUGUGAAAAAUCGAUUUUCUUGCAUGUGGAGUUUUCACUAGUUAGACACUUCGAAACGAACUGAACUGAACUAAACGUGAAUUGCGCGACGCUUGAGCACAUUGCGAUACCAACAACACCAAUGUGUUGUCCUGCCAACUGGACGUACAUGACAAACGCAACAAUAAGAAACAUAUCGAUGUCAUGGACAGAGAUCCAGGAAAAAAUAAAGACCCACCCACAUCACCAACACCAGCAGGUGCUGUGGGUCGCCGAACCGGUGAUACCGAGUCUGCGGCAGCCGGUGGAGGGCCACCGCCCAUACCAGCAACUCGCACGCGGCGCUUAAAUCGAACAGCUGACGCGUCGCCAUCGUCUGGCAUUGCAGCCGAGCCAACUGUGCUCGAGACGAGUGAUUCAACAAUAAUUAAGGAUGACAUACACGAACAGCUGGAGACAUCAACAAUUACGCGUACAUACACCACGCGUAAAGUUAUACACCAAUCAACGGAAUUCCAUGAGAGUAGCUCAUCUUCGAGCUCCGUGCAAUAUGUUGCCGAUGAAGAAUUGGAUUCGCCCAGCACGCCGCAUCGGUUGCGUCAAAAAGUGGCCGAGUAUGAGAAGGUUUGGUCAUCUGGCGGUAGCCUGAAGCGUUCGCCCGAUGAGAGUGCCGAAGAAUUGCGUCGUGAAUUUUUACAAUCUUCAACAAAUAUUGUGCCGGAUCAUUCAACGCAGGCCAUUACCGUUGUGGGUGAGUCCUUGGAGAAUCCUUUUGAUAUUGAUGUGCUGGAAAUUGAAAAGCGUUUGCGUAGAGAACGCCAACGUGGUCUAGCUGAGGCUGAGGCGGCUAAGUUGGCAUUUCAACAGGUGCAGUUGCGGCAUACGCCACAACCAUCACCACGACGUGUUGAAGUGCAGGAAGAUUACACCGCAUUACCGUUUAAUGUUACACUACGUACGACCACCAAGUUGAGUUCGGGCGAUGAAGCGGGUUAUGUAGAGGCCGGUGAGCCGCCGGUUAGUCCAUUUAAUGUUACGCUUCGUACGACGCGUCGCAUUGUGAAAAAGGAUCUUUCGACGAGCUCGCAGCAAUAUGAAGAAGAGUCAUCGUCUACCACAACAAGCCCUUUCAAUGUUACUCUACGCACAACAACACGACGCGGUCAUCCUAUUAGUCCCGUCAGCCCUGGCGAUCCGAAAAAUGCCUCCGCACGUUUUCUGGAAUCUGAGAAGACAGUACGUGAAGUGCAUGCCGCUGAUGGCAUACGCACCAUUGUCACCUCGUCGAUGACAAGCGAUGGACGUAAACAUGAGGAGAAGAUAUUUCGACACGGCGAAGGUUAUGUGUCACCGCGCUGCUCGCCACAGCGUGAAAAUCGUCCUUUCUUUGAACCAACCGAACGCGAGCGUGAAGGCUCUGUGCCCCGUUCUGCCAGCAGUCGUUCCAGUGCAACACCACCACGCACAGUGGAUAUGACGGCUGGUGGUCGCCGUAUACUCAUACGGUUGGAAGACGAAACACACGAGUCGAGUACACUUGAAGAAAACUACGAUAUUACUGACUCAGUGCAGGCGCGCAUACGUCAAUUAGCACGCAGUCCGGACGGCGGUGGUGGUGCCGCUGCGGGCGCUAUGUAUAACGUUGCGAUGGGAACGCUACCUGGUAACAUUGACAUUACAGUGGGUAGUACACACCAUCAUCACCACCACCACCCGCACCAGCUGCAACAUUAUCAACAACAACCGCAACAGCAACCGCAAGUGCCGGGCCAAUGGUAUUACCAAGAGCAACGGCUGGAACAACAAAUGGAUACCAACAACACUGUGGAAAAUAUGAUUGUGGAAACACAAGAACAAGCAUAUCAACAACAACAACAUCAACAACAAUCAAUACCAUGGCAAAUGUCAAAAUCAACGCAUUCAGGCCAAACAACAGUACCCGUUAGUACGACGACAGGCGAAGCCGCGACAGGACACACAACAACGGGUACGCAUACGGCUAGCAUAUUAGAGACGACGGGCCAAUCGCACGAUUCUUCUACAGAAGAAUCGCAACGAGUUGUCAGCAGAAAGAAGAAAACGACAACAGAAAAAACAACAACGACAACACAUAGUAGUAGUAGUAGUAGUAGCAGCAGUGUUGGUAGACAACGUGUGAGCGAAGAACGUGAACAGCGCCAAGCUGUCGCCGGAAAAUUAACGCGUCCCACUGGUUUAGCUCUAUCCGGUGCGAAUGUGCGUCUACAUGGUGAUACGGUUGGACAAGAAAAAAUCGCUGACAAUCUACAAAAAAGUGAAGUGUUAACUGACGAUUCGGAUACCGAAGGUGUGGCUGCAAAGAAUCUGGUUAUUGUGCCCACACGUGUGGAGCAAAGCCAGACAGCUGUACGAGUGAGUCAAACUCCAACUCAGCACAGUCCCAGUCCGAGUUCAAGUGUAAAUGCAAGUGCUAGUGCGAGUGUGAGUGCGAGUGCAAGUGCAGUACAAACGCCGACAACCCCUUCAACGACAACUGCCAGUGGUACUUUCGGUAAGAGUCUGACAGGACAUCAGACACUACAACAACAAAGUACCCAAGACGAAUAUCAAGAAUUCCAAUCCACAAUGGCAGCGAUUAAUUUCGCUCGCAGCAACUCCCAAUAUGACAGCCAUAUAAGGGAGAAGAGAGAGGAGCAAGAACGUGUGCAGAAGAAGACAUUUACUAAUUGGAUUAAUUCGUAUCUCUCGAAGCGUGUUCCACCGCUUCGUGUUGACGAUUUAAUCAACGAUUUACGCGAUGGUACCAAACUUAUUGCACUUUUGGAAGUGCUUUCCGGUGAACGUUUGCCCGUGGAGAAGGGUCGCGUUCUCAGACGUCCACAUUUCCUCAGCAAUGCCAAUACAGCCUUACAAUUCUUAGCUAGUAAACGUAUCAAGUUGGUUAAUAUUAAUCCAGCCGAUUUGGUGGAUGGGAGACCACCAGUUGUGUUGGGUUUGAUAUGGACCAUUAUAUUGUACUUCCAGAUUGAGGAGAAUAGCCGUAACCUUGAAUAUUUGGGUCAUGGUAUUGGUGGUUCGGUCAGUUCCCUCGAUAGCGUUGGCAAGAAUGCCAGCGAUCAAAAGGCUGAAAAGUGGAAGCAAGGUGCUAGGAAGACUCUAUUGAAUUGGGUUACCAAUGCCUUGCCAAAAGACAGCGGUAUUGAGGUAAAGGAUUUCGGUGCCAGUUGGAGAGAUGGUGUCGCCUUCCUAGCCCUGAUUGAUGCCAUUAAGGCAAAUCUUGUCAAUUUAGCCGACUUGAAGAAGACCAACAAUCGUCAACGUCUCGAAACUGCUUUCGAUGUGGCCGAAAGUAAAUUGGGCAUUGCCAAGUUGUUGGAUGCAGAGGAUGUGGAUGUACCAAAACCGGAUGAGAAGAGUAUAAUGACAUAUGUGGCGCAAUUUUUGCACAAGUACCCUGAACCAAAAGGUGCCUCUCGUGAUACAUCACACAUACAACAGGAACUGGACGAACUGCGCCGCUUCCUGAUUGAAAAGACUACCGAAUACGAGCCCAUGGUCAUGUCGAAUUCAUUCCCGCGUGAUUUCGCUGAAUAUCUGAUUGCACGUUCAGAGAUCGACGCCCACUUGCCGGUCUACAAUCGUCUCAAGCAGCUGAUGGAGACUCAGAGUGGUUUCUUACAAGUGCCGCGUCCCGUGUGGGAGGACAUUAACGCCUUGUGGCAACGUCUACAAUAUCAAAUGAAUUAUUGGCUGUGGUUAUUAGACUCUGAGCUGCCUGGCGAAUUCGGUGUGGUCGGCAAGUGGUUGGCUGAAGCCGAGAAACUACUAAUGGAUAACGAAAUACCAAAUGCCAUGAAUGAGGAGACAGCAUCGGUGAUAAGUAGAAAGCUGGAAGAGCAUAAAUUGUUCUUUGCCGAUUUGCCGCGUAUAAUGGCAAUGUUUGAGAAUGCCAAGCGGUCGCCGUUAGUACAGCAGGUGCCUAUUGAGCAGUUGCGCAAUAUGGAGCGUCGCCUGCAGGACGUUGCUCCACGUGCGGCUGAGCGUAGAAUACGUUUGAAGUUCUUGGAGCACAAGUGCUGUCUCAUCGCUUUCCUCAAUUUGGUUGAGAACAAAAUGAAGGGUUGGACUGGCAAAUAUGGUUAUGAGGAGAAGGUCUCACAACAAUUGGAACAGUACAAGAACUUUGUGUCUCGUAACAAAAUCUUCCAAGAGUUCCAGAAGGCAUUCGUCGAUAUGCAGCAAGUGGUGGACGAAUACAAGCGUGAGGGUAAUGUGCCACGCAGUGAUAUAAACGAAAUCGAUCGCUUCAUGUAUGAGACCGAAGAACGUUGGAAGCGUGUCUCUAUGGAGUUGAAAUGCUGUCAGAAUUCACUCGAGGAGGUUGUCAGCUGUUGGAAGACAUGGAAUCAGUUGGCGCCCACUUGUGAAGAGUGGCUGAAUCUGGCGGAGACUAAGCUCGCACGUUCAGAGGACGAACGUUUAGAGUUCUUCCAAGACAUUACUACGUGGAAGGACAAAUUCGAUACACUUGCCAAUGCGGCUAACUAUCUGAUUGCCUCUUGCGAGGAUGGCAUCGCUAAUAGCCUGCGUCAGAAACAUGGCAAUUUGUCGGAACGCUUUGAGCGUCUCUUUGCCAACACCAAACAAUAUAUGCAUGCUGGUGAUAUAAUACGCGCUCGCAAAGAAUACAAGUCAGGCAUUGAGCAGCUCUCACAAUGGCUGCGCCAUGCCGAACAAGUGCUGGAGCAGCGUCAAAUGCUCGGCAACACACAACAGAUUACGAAAUAUGGCGAAGACCUGCAAAAGCUGGCAAGCGAAAUUGAUGAUAAAGAAGAACUCUUCAAGACCGUGAGCCGCAACUUCCAAGGACUCAUACAGGAUUUGCCUCGUGAGGAGGUCGAUAAAAUGAUGAAGUUGCUGAAACAGGAGAAAGAGUCUUUGGUGCGCAUACGUGCACAAAUACCGGCGAAGCUGCAUCUUUUCCACCAGCUGCUCAUACAGCAGGAGUCGCUCGAAGCGGGCCAGAAAGAGAUACAUCAAUGGCUUAACGAUGCCGAGACCUUGCUGAGCACACACGCGCUCUCGGGUGGCCGCGAUGCUAUUAGCGACGAGCUGAAUAAACAUAAAACGUUCUUCUCACGCACCGUCUACUAUCGCUCGAUGUUGGAAAGCAAGAAUAAAGUGUUCCAAAACCUACUGAAAUCAGUGGCCGCCGAUGACAAUAUUGACACCUCGCAGACGGCGCACAACAUGCAACAACUUAACGAGCGUUUCAAUUACGUCAUACAAAACGCCGAACAGUGGGAACAACGCUUGAAUGACGCCUCACGCGGCUGGCAUGCGUUCAAGGAGAACGAGCGUGUCGUUAGCGAGUGGUUGACGCAAGCCGAAACAAUGUUGAUUGAGAAACAUAUCGAAUCUAAGACAAUAAUUGAAACCCAGAAAUACUUCUUUGAAAAUGUCAACGAACGUUGGAUGCACAAUUUGGUUGAGUCUGCGCAGGAUUUGCUCAAGACGCUACCAGCACAAGAGCAGAAACCUGUAGUGGACUCUGUAGAGAAGUUGCAAGGCAAAUGGCAGCAAGUUUUGUCGCAAGCACCUUUGCACUUAUUGAAACUCGAGUUCCGUCUCGACGAGUCGGCUUUCUAUCAAACACUGCAAGAGGUCGAGAAGGAAUUGCACUUGGAGCAGCAAGCUUUGAAUCGCAACGAGGAUAUUGACUCAAUACUCAGACGCAAUGAGCAGUUCUUCCAACAACAGGGACCAAUACCACGCAUUGAGAAGAGUCUGCAGAAUAUGCAACGCAUCAGCCAGGCUUAUGGCUAUCAGAAACCGACCGACAUGAGUCUGGGUCAGGCCUACGACAAUGCCAAGUUACAGUGGCAACAGUUGUCUGGCAAAAUCGGUGAUAUACGUGAGACUUUGCAGCAAAUACCCGCACAGUGGGACAGUUAUCAUGAGAAGUUCAGAGAAAUGGUUGAAUGGAUGAAUAUUGUAGAUCAAAGCUUGAAGAAUAUUGUCAAUGAGGUGAACAGCAUGGAAGAGUUCGAGAAGGAAAAGGUGGUCUUCCAGAAAAUCUGUCAAGAAGCAGAUAACAAAAGGGAGGACAUGAAAUGGUUGGUGAAAACGUUAGACUCCUUACUUAGCUACGCCAGCGAAGAUGAGGCCAAUCUCGAACAGAAGAAGCUGGAAGAUCUUAUUGCACGCUAUAAGAACCUCAUACCCACCAUCGAAAUAACAAUGGUUAAGACCGAAGUGUUCUCCAAGUGCUACACGUAUCGACGUGAGGUGCAUGAGGUUGUCUGCCUGCUUAGCAAAGUUAAGGAGCAAGCUACCAAUAUACCACCACCCGAAAGCCUUGAACGUGUCAAUAAACUGAUUGAGGAGCAACAAUAUGCCAUUAGCCAACUGGAUCAUCAGCGUCCGCAUAUCAUGUCGAUGCUGCAACGUGGUCGCGACCUGAGCAAAGACGUGCAUGCGCCUUCGUUCGUUAAUGUUGAGGUGAAGAACCUGGAAACUGGUUGGCAUGAGGCCUACACCGAAACCGCAGACAAGUUGCAAUCACUGAAGGGCACACAAGCUGUAUGGAAUGAUUUUGUCGAUCAGAAGAAUGACAUUUUCUCCAUGUUGCAGACCGCAGAGACCGAGUUGCGUGCGCUCACGCCACUCCAAACCGAUCCGAAGAAUGUCAGUCAAGAUUUGCAAGCCAAACGUGAACUCAAUGUACAACUGCAGCAGGCCUCACAUCAGUUGCUACCCAAAUUACACUCCCUAAAAGCCGAAUUGGCGCCACUAGCCGCAGCCGAUAAACGUCCCAUACUGGAGAAGGAGGUGACCGAGGUUGAGAAGAUGUUCUUCAACACUAUGGAACAUGUGAAAGAUCGUGUUGGUUAUCUGGAAGACUACAGUGCCAAGUGGAAUAACUACAAAUCACGCCUGUCUGAGCUGCAAGAGUGGGCUAAUCGCGUUGCGCCGAAGAGCAUUGAAGCGCUACAAUCUGAAGAUCUCACGCCCGAGGAACGUGUAGUGAAGGUGAACGCUUUCAAGGGUGUACUCGGUGAGCGUAUGAAGCAACUGGAUAUACUCGCCUCGGACGCCGCUGAAUUGGCGCCCAAAGAGGGUAACAUUGCUGAGGCGAAACGUCUUAAAGGUGAAAUCACCAAAUUGCAAGAGGUGCUCAGCGCUAUCAAUCGCAAUGUUGAUCAUCAAUCAAAGGCCGUGAAAGAGGAUCUGGUGAAUUGGCAACAGUAUCAAACUGGUUUGCAGCAAAUCAAACCGAUCGUUGAGGAGUGUGAAAUCAAGGUAAAUACUAUAGUUCCUAAGCCCAUUACACUUGACGAAGCCGUUGCAUUGCAACAAAAUGCCAAACAAUUCGAAACACAAUGCCUAGAGCAUUUAGACAGACUCCAAGGCAUUUCAAACAUUAGUCAUAAAAUGCUGUGCAAAACCAAUGCCCCUGACGAGUUAGAUGCCAUGCAUUCCCGUUGGACAUCAGUACAUGAAAAUGCCAAGCAAGCCAGUGGUAAGCUGGAGAAAUUGGUCGCCAAUUGGAAGUCCUUCGACGCCGAUGCCGCGAAACUCGAGGACUGGGUCAAUAAGGGAGAGCAAGCGAUGGGCAAGCGUCCGGCUGUGCUCAAUACACCGCAUGUCGACAAGCUCGAGAAGGAGCUGGUCAAACUCAAGUCGUUCAAUAACGAAAUUUCCGAACAACAAGCGAAACUCGUUGCGCUCGGCCAAUCGGCCGAUCAGAUUAGUUUGCAUUUGGCGCCAGAGGGCGCUGUUGCACUCAAGGAUCGCGUGAACGGCAUGAAGGCCAAACUGCAGAAGCUUUCAGAGGCAACACGUGCCAACAUCAAUGAGGUGUCCGAUGCGAUUAUCUCACGUCAAGAUUUCAACGCGAAAAUGGUGAAUUUCUCGAACUGGAUGGAUCAGCUGCGCAAUCAAGUCGCACAAGUUGAAGAGAUCAAUCCGGAACGUGUCGAGACAAGUUUACAUGUCAUUCAUGCGCUCAUGCAAGAGCAUGCCGACAAGAAGCCCAGUUUUAAUGCCAUCUACGAUGAGGUAAAGCAACUCUCGCUCUCCGCACCCGCUGAGGAAGCCAAGACACUGAAUGACUCCUACACAACGUUGGUCGUCAAUUAUCAGAACCUCGAGACUAACUUGCAACAGAAAAAGAUUGCGCUCGAAAAGUGGACUGAGAUUUUAGGCUGGAAGAAUGAAACCGAAAGCCAUUUGAACUACCUGAAACACCAGCUGGAGAAACCAGAAGGUCCGCAACCACAAGAGCUUAAUAAGAUUAUUAAUGAAAUCGAUACCAUCGGCAACUCGAUAAGCUAUUGGAAGUCGCAAGCCAAGGAGAUUGAUGAGAGCCCCGCCAUUCAACUGCGUGACGCCUUGACACGCAAGCCGCUGAUCGCCUCACAGAUCGUUAAUGAUGUCGAGAACAAAUUGGAUAAUCUGAAGCUGCGUUCUCAGGCACAGAAACAACAGGCGGAACAGAUGAAUGUACGCAAAGAGAAAUUCCAAACCCUUGGACAGAACUUUGGCCAGGCGUUGUUAGAUAAUCGGGCUAAAUUGAAUUGUAUACUUCAACAGAAACCCGGUUUGCAUAAUAUUGACCAAAUCAUCGCCGAUUUGGUAGCGCUGAACGAAGUCAUCAAGGGUCAGGCUGACAUGAAGAAUCGUCUGCACGAUGAGGGUUCCGUAUUGAUGCGUGAAGAUAUCGCCAGCAUGCCUGCCAUACAAGAGAGUCUUCUCUUCUUCGAUAAAGACUAUGACACAUUGCAAAAUGAGAUUGCCGAACGUAUACAGAAGUACAAUCUGAUCAGUCAAGCGCUACGCGAAUAUGCCGAUACGAAGGACAAGUUCGCAAAGGAACUAAAGAAGGCCGAAGACCUUUUCAAUGCCAUACCUCAGCAGCCACGCGAUGAGGUGGAGUUGCAACAGGCUGCGGAAAAGACUCGAAAGACUAUGGAGCAGAUCCGCAAGUCCAAGACGAAUCUCGAUGAUCUCGAGCGUCGCGGCAACAACGUUGCGAAGCUGUUCGACGCCAUCGGCGAGGUUGUGCCAGCGGAGAUAGGCAACGAUGUGAAAACCGCCAAACAGCAGUGGCAAGAUCUACAUGAUAAGACUGCUAAGAAUGCGCAUAUGUACGAAACGGAAGCUGUAAUCUGGUCACAGAUCGAGGAUGCUAAGAAGGAGCUAUUGCCCUGGUUGUCGGAAACCAAUCAGGGUUUGUGCGAUGCUGCGGACAACUCGAUCGAAAUCGAGUUUGGACCCAUGCGCUUAACCAAGUUCCGCGCCGAGCUACCUUCUUACCAAGUAAUGAAAGACACAAUCGCUGAUAAGAGUCGCGAGCUGGUGAAGAUAAAUAAUGGUGUGGAGAUACCCGCACUUACUGAGCUGAAUAAACUCUUGACUGCGCAAUUCCAAGAAGUAGACUCGAAUGCCGCCCGCUUGGAGGCAGUCACGUCUACCUUCAAUGAGCAAGAGCAAGAUUUGCGUAAGAAAAUUAAAAACGCCGGUGAGCAGGUGAACAAGCUGCGUGAGCAACUGAUCAAGUGUGAUGAUAUGUCCGGUGAGCCGAACAAAAUCAUGGAGCGUCUGCUCAAAUGCCGUGAGUUGCGCGCCGAGCUGGAUAGCAGCGCUAAUGAGAUUGACAACAUCAAGCAGCGUGUUGACGAAAUGCGCACCCAAUAUCCCACAUUCAGCGAGUCCAUAAUACCUAAAGAGUUGAAUAAUGUGCACAAACGGUUUGAGGCUGUGGACACACAUGCUAAGAAAAUAGAGGCCUCGCUCUUGCAGUUCCUCAAGAAAUUCCACGCCGAUAAGGUCGGCAUGUUGAAACGCAUCAUUGCAACACAACGCGAGAAAGUCGCCUGGUGCCAGCCGGAAUCGACGAGCGAUAAAUAUAAUUUGGAUGUGAAGCGUUCCUCACUGUUGGAGGUCAGCAAGGCUAUCGAUGACUGCCAUAAACGCAAUGCUGAGAUCGGCAAGUCGCUGGAGCUGCUGACAGCUGUUGAAUCACCACAAAAUCUGAAGGAUUUGCAAAAUGAUGCCGAGCUUUUGAAUGCUGAAAUGAAGGCGCUGCAAGACAACUUCGACCAAAUCAAAAAUGUGCUGGACGAAAAUGUUGAUUUAUGGGCGCAAUACGAACAAUCUAAUGAGGAGCUCUCUGCAUGGCUGCGUGACGUUGAAGGACGCAUCAAAGCCGAAACGAGCAAUCAAGUCAAUGUACCCGAGAUCGAGAAGAAGCUACAAGAGCUUGCGCUGCUCCAACAAGAUAUACAAGCACAUGAGCCGAUUGUGAAGAAUUUGGAGAAGACCUCGCAGCAACUGAUGGAGAAGAAUCCGGAAGCGCGCAUCAGUCAAUUCGUGACACACUUGCUACAGCGCUACCAAACUGUGGCAAAGAGCUUGGCUGGUUACAUCGACAAAGUACAUAGUGCACAACGUGCGAAUAAUGAUUUCGUGGGCGCCGCUAGGGACUUCAACGACUGGUUGUCCGAUGCGAAGAUUGAGUUCCAAGAAUUGGCGCGCAUGGGUUCACCCGGCUCCUCCUCGGCCACUGCACAGCAAUUGCAGACCAUCAAAAACUACUUGAAGACCUUCGACAAUGGUCAGGUCUUGCUGAACAAUGCUGUGGACAUCGGCGAGGCACUUUACCCAAUAGUGACGCCCGAGUAUCGUGAGAAGAUACGCGCUGAGCUCCGUAACAUACGCGAAAACUAUGAUUACUUGCGUGAUGAAGCAAACGCCUUGCUACAGCAAGUCGAGGCGGUGUUGAUACAGAAGACCUCCAUUGAGGAGAGUUACACACAAGUCUCCCACUAUCUCAACGAUUCUAAGGCGAAGGUCGCCGCUGCCGAUGAACUCUAUCCCACGUUGGCCGCCAAGAAAAACGCUCUGCAGAACUACAAGACACAGUUGCAAGAGAUCACGCUGCAUAAGAAUGCGUUGAAACAACUACACGACAAGGCGGUGACACUCUGUGACGAUGAAUCCGAACGAAAGACCGAAGAGUCCAUCGAAGAGUAUAACGGUUUGUCCAAGAAGAUCGCCGAUCGCAUUAACGUUGUCGGAAACCAGGUGGUCAAACAUGAAGCCUACGAUCAAGUGCUUGAGAAAGCGCAAGAUUGGCUCAACACCAUCAAAUCCGAAGCUAUCGACAUUCUAAAUGAGACCACAUUCGAAAAGGAGGGCGCCGAGGAGAAGUUGACUGUUGUCGAGAACUUACUGCAACACAAGCCUGAAGGUGACUCAAUAUUCGAUACUUGCCAACAACUACUACAAACCGUGCUCACUCAGACGCAUUCUAACGGUCACCCCGCAUUACUGCGCAGCUUUGAAGAGCCCAAGAAGGCAUGGGAUGAGUUUAUGACACUCUGCCAAGACUCACUGGUCAAACUCAAGCAGCUCUGCUCUAAAUGGGAUGAGUUCGAAACGAUUAUUGACGAGAUCGACAACUGGAUGAAGGAGGUUGAGAAUGUGGUAAAGAACCAGAGCCUGAAAAGCACAGCUGACACGAAGAAGGCGCAUUUGGCUCAGUUACAGAAGAUUUCCAAGGACAUUGACCAACGUGCCGCUUCCAUCAACGACCUACUCGAUCAAGGCCGCGAGAUCGAAGGCGAGACCGAUUUGAAUUUGAAAUUGUCCCGCUUGAAUACACGUUAUCAGACGUUGAAAAAUCUCUGCAAGGAGUCCAUUGCAAAGUACGGCAACUACACGAAAGAUCACGAAACUUUUGAUGCGGAUUACGAAAUCUUCAAGAAGGAUCUACAAGAGUGCAUAGCAGAUUUGGCGCAAAAUAGUGAAAUCGUCGGUGAUCAAACCGUCUUGCAGGAGCGUCAAAAUAAAUUGCGAGAAAUGGCCGACAAACGCAUCAACGACUCUACUAUCUUUGAGAGUUUGGUCGAUCGCGGCGAAAAGUUGUACGGACACACAAGUCCCGAUGGUCGCGAGAUUAUACGUCAGCAAUUGCGCACACUGCGCACAAUGUGGGACAACUACUCGGAUGAUCUGAAUACCGCUACACAGAAGAUCGAUCACUGUCUGCAGCAGUUCAACGAUUUCAAUAUUGCUAAGGAUCAACUGACUAAGUGGUUGAAGGACGUGGACAAGGCCAUGCAGAGCCAUACCGAACCGAAGACUACACUGCAGGAGAAACGUGCACAAUUGCAGAAUCACAGGUUACUACACCAGGAGAUCACCACCCACAAUGUGCUGGUGGAUAAUGUAUGUGACAAAGCGCAAGUGCUGAUCGACCAGAUCAAGGAUAACACAUUGAAUGUCUACCUACAAUCGAUCAAACAACUUUUCAACAACAUUGUGCAAAAGUCUGAGGAGAUUCUUAACAACCUUGACGAGUGCGUGCAAGAGCACACGGAGCUCAACAACAAAGUCGCCGCUGCCAAGACCUGGAUCUCUAGCGAGAAGGAGAAACUGCUGGAAUGUGACGAUGCUUAUGGUGAAAAGGCAGAUAUUAAGCGUAAGAUCGAGACGCUGGUGCAGUUGUCGCAGAACAAACCGCACGCACAGAAGAUCGUCAGUGAGAUACGCGAACAAUUUGAUAAGGUGAAGACCAGCACUUCGCCGAAGGGCAACGAAAUACUCGAAAAGGAGAUCGAUGAGCUUGAGACCACAAUCAAGAGUCACUUUGACGAUAUCGAAGGCAUCGAAGGCAAGCAAAAAGAUGUGCUCCAGCAAUGGAAUGACUUUGAGAGCAAACUUGAGGAAUUGACCAAGUGGUGUCGUCAGGCCGAAGCAGUCUUCCGCGAACAGCAACUGAAAUCAACGCUUCAUGAGAAGGUCGAGCAGUUGGAGAAAUACAAAAUCCAACGCGAUCUCAUUUUGCAGAAGGAGAAAGAGAUUGAUGCUUUCGCUGAUGCGGCACAUGCCUUACUGAACAACUGCGGCGCUGAACGUCUCAAGACGCUCACCAUACAAAUAACCAACCGUUAUCAACUCUUGCAAGUGCUCAGCAAAGAAGUCGUCAACCGCUGGUCGAAUCUGGUUGACGAUCACCAAUUCUAUCAGGACAAAUACAAUGAAGUGGACCUGUGGCUCCAACCCAUCGAGCAGCAGCUGGAGAAUGCGUUGAAGAAUGAGCCAUCGCAAUCCGCAAAUAUCUUGCAAGUACUGCUCUCCGAGAAGGAGCAAGCUGAUACCUUGUUUAGUGCGCUCAAUGCGGCUGGUGAGAAGGCGUUGCCCGAAACCUCAACAGAGGGACGAGAAAAAAUACGCAAGGACUUGCGUGAAAUACACGAACGCUGGGAUAAGCUUGACGAAGGCAUACGCAAUCUGCAGAAGCGCCAAGAGGCACAGAGUGUGCAACUGUCCAGCUACCAAGAUAUUCUCGGUCAGACCAUCAAUUGGUUGGAUCAAAUUGAGAAGGUGUUGCAAAAUGAAAAUCCUGCCACCUGGACCAGCGCUCAGGAGAUACGUUCAAAGCUCUACAAGUACAAGUCCACCACGCAAGAUAUCAAUUCGCAUAAGCGUAUUAUUGAAGCAGUGAACGAGAAGGCCGCUGUGCUUUUGGAGGGUACAGUGCCCGCCAAUGCCGUCGAGAUCAGGCAGGCUGUUGAGGAUGUCAAUAAACGUUAUGAGAAGGUGGCCGCCGAUUGUGCCACACUACUCGCACAACUCGAGGAGGCUUUCGAUGUCUACCAGCAGUUCAGUGAACUUCAGAAGGCUCAACAAGAUUACCAGAAGAACCUGUGGGACCGCCUCACAGGCUAUUCAGAUUACUCUGGCAACAAGCCUGCGCUACAAGCACGCCUUAAUAAGAUCUGCGAAAUUCAAGACGUCUUACCCGAAGGUGUCGUCAAACUACAAAACCUCUCAGCGCAUAUUGAAGAGAAAGCCAAGUUAUUGCCUGCUCGCUCUAAGGAAGCCAUGUCACGUGACCUUGGAAAUUUGCAUGCCGACUUUGACAAAUUUAGCGCUGCGCUGAGUGAUGUAAAGAGUGGACUCGAGAAUCGUCUGCAGCAAUGGAGCGAUUACGAGGUGAACUUGGAUCGUUUGAUCACAUGGUUGAGCGAGGCUGAGAAUGCGCUCAAGAACUACAAUCCAAAGUCCACAAUGGAAGAGAAGGAAGAGCAAUUGAACCGCUUCCAAUCGUUGAUGCAGAACCUGCGUCAAAAUGAAAUUGAGUUUGAGAAAAUGAAAGACGACUCUUCGGAGCUGAUACAGAGCUCGGGCGAAACUAGAAUUGCCGUAAAUGUACAACAGGUGACUUCACGUUUCCAGUCUAUACAAGCGACCACCAAGGAGAUACUCAAGAAGUGCGAACAAUCUGUGUAUGAUCACCAACAGUUUAAUGAGAAAUACAAGCAAUGCUCUGACUUCCUCGCCACCGCGCAAGCUAAAUAUGAUGAUUCUAGCGAUCUCUCGCAGGUCGGUUCUCGCGAUGAUCUGCUGAGGAAGCAAACUGCCAUACAAGAGCUUUUGGCACAACAACCCAAUGCCUCGCUGAUGCUGAACGGCACUAUUGAGGCUGGUGAGAAAUGUUACCCAUCCACAGCCACCGAAGGUCGUGAGGCCAUUCGCGUACAAUUGGCCGAGUUGCAAGAAGCUUUCGAUAAACUCUAUGACAAUGUGACAAUCACAUCACGCAAGCUGCAAGAUAAGAUGUCCAAAUGGUCUGGUUUUGACGAGAUUGCCGAGAAAUUGCAGUCGUGGUUAAACGAGAUUGAAAAGACACUGCCAGCCGAUAUCGAGCUUAAAACCACGCUUGACGAGAAACGUGCUAAGUUGCAAUCCUACCGCGACAUACUCAACGAUCUCAACAACCAUCAAGUUGAGGUGAAAAAUCUGCAAGAAAUUGCCAGUAAUUUGCCCGAGCAAAACGAUCACGUUGAGCACAUCACGAAAGAGAUCGCCGAACAGUUCGCUAAGGUGCACAAACGUGCGCAAAACUUCGUCGAACGUUAUGAAGCUAUCGUGAGCGAUCACCAGCAAUAUACAAAGGCCGUGCUGGAGGCGCAAGAGUAUAUUGAUGCCACACACAACACCAUCGACUAUUGGGGCGAUUUGGAUUUGGAACAAGUCUCUCUGCAUACAAACUUGGACCGUUUGAAGAAUCUCAAAGACAGUUUGGCAGAUGAGUUCCCACGCGUGGAUCAAGUGCGCGCUUUAGGCGAAAAGGUUAUACCCGGCACCGUUGAGAGUGGCCAGACAAAUAUCAAAUCACAAAUCGAUACCACACAACAGGAAUGGGAAGGACUCAUCGCCGCUAUUACUUCGACAAUCGAAGCUAUCGAAAAUCGCCUCCAACAAUGGGCAGAAUAUGAGCAAUUACGCGAUCAGUGUUUGGCUUGGAUACGUGAAUCGGACAACAAGCUGCACGCCAUCGAUCUGAAACCAACCCUGGAAGAAAAGAAGUCGCAGUUGGAAGCGCUCAAGAAUCUACAGGGCGAGAUGCGCGCUAAGGAGCUAGAAAUUGAUAGUGUUUCUGAGAAGGGUCAGUCAUUGCUGAAGGGCGCGUCCACUAUGCGUUCAUCUGGUCCCGAGUUGACCACGAAGUAUCAGCAGAUCUUCAAUAAAGUCAAAGAACUCAACAAUCGUUGGCAACAAUAUGUCACAUCCCAUCAGGAGUUCGACAAUGCUGUUUCUGAGUGCGGCACCUGGAUUAACGACAUUAAGGAUAAACUUGACUACUGCGCUGAUAUGUCCUCCAUGAGCCAAAAAGAGCUGGAUAAGAAGUUGGCUACCAUACAAGAUAUUAUCCUACUUAAGGAUGAAGGCUCUGCUAAGGUGCUUAGUAUUGUUGAGCUGGCGCAGAAUGUGCUCGCCAAUACCGCGCCAACCGGUCACGAAGCGAUCAACAAAAAACUGACAGAUCUGCAAGAACUUUGGUCCAACAUUGCCUUACGUAUUAUCGACGUCAAGGCUACAUUGGACGACUCCAUAACACAAUGGUCUGGUUUCUUGGAGCAAGUACAGAAUGUUCGCAAAUUUAACGAAUGGCUGGAGAAUGUGCUGAGAGAACUCUCUGAGCACCAGACAACCAUGCCUGAGAAACGUGCUCAACUCGAUCGCGUGAAGGCGACUGAAGAGAAGGUGCGUGUGGAGAAGAUCGAUGUGGAUGCACUAAAGGUGCAAGCGAAGGAAAUGAUUGCCAGCGGCCAACAAAGCCAAGCCGCCUACCAAGCGCAAAAAGUGCUCGACACCUUUGAUGAACUUUGUGCGCGCAUACAGAAACUGCUCUCCGAUCGUCACGAUCAGUACAGAGAUCAUCGCCUUUACAAGGAAGCUUACGACGACUUGGUUAGCUGGAUAAGUCGUGCACGUGAGAAGUUUCCCGCGCUCAAGCAGAGCAGUCUGAGCGAUAAACUGGCGAUCGAAAAUGCUGUGCAGGCUACCGAGGCUAUGCUGAACAAGCAAGCACAAGGUGAACUUUUAGUCGAACAUUUAGUGCACACUGGCGAGGUUGUCUUGACCAGCACCUCACCUCAGGGCCAGGAGAUCAUACGCAAUGACAUACGUGCACUACGCGACAGUUUCGAGUCGCUUUUCCGUGAGAUCAAUCAACAGAAAGAGAGCUUGGAGGAAACCAUGGUUCAGUGGCGUGCCUACAAAGAUGAGUAUGAGCGUUUGAUCGAGUGGCUGCAGCAAAUCGAUAUACUGGUUAAGAAUCAUAAAUUGAAUUUGUCGCCGAGCUUACCGGAUAAAGAGAAACAGGCUGUGGAUAUGCGUGAGGUCAUGACGCGCUUGGAGAAGGGCAAAGACGACAUUGAUAAGUUCAACGCCUCCUCCGCCGGCUUGCUGAAGUCGCAUUUGGAAUCGUAUGUGAAUAAUCAGUUGAGACACUUGAAUUCCAUGUAUCAAGUGCAGGUGAAUCUCGCUAAGGACGUACUCAAGAAGGUUGAGACCAAUCGGGAUCAACAUCGUGAGUAUAAUGCGAACUUGAAGGCGGCACAAGAUUGGAUCAACGACGCCAAGGAAGCUAUACGUGAAGCUAGUGACUCAUCAAGCGCAGGCUCUAAGGAGCUUUUGCAGAGACGCCUCGAAAAGAUACAGCAAUUGAUCAACAACCGCGAGAUCGGCCAGAACUUGGUGCACACAGCGAUUAACAACGGUGAGAAGGUUGUGAGAAACACACGUUCCGAUGGCCGUGACACGAUUAAUUGUGAAAUGCGCGAUCUACAAAAUGACUGGGAUCGUUUGGUUAAGAAAAUGUCUACUGCCAAGGUACAACUGGAGACUAAUCUACUACAAUGGGCGGACUACAGUUCGAGUUAUUCACAACUACAACAAUGGAUGACCGACCGCGAAGCGAAGUUGCAACAGGCGUGUGAGCAGAAGGUUGCCAAAUCGAAACGCGGUCAACCGGGACUCACUUCCGGCUUGAGUGAACGCAAAGCUAAUCUCCGUCAAACAAAUAAUAUUGUACAGGAUAUUGUGUCAUUCGAGCCAAUGAUUCAAUCUGUAGCUUCAAAGGCCUCUGAUCUGCAACAGGGCGCACCAGCUUCAGAGAUAUCCAACAAAUAUGAGACACUAACCAAACAGGCGAAGGACUUGUAUGACAAACAAAAGACUACUAUCGACGAAUUCCAAGCUUUGAUUGAUGCUGGUAAUGAAUUCGCCGCCUGGCUACGUAAUGCCAAGGAGCGUUUGAGCAAAUGCUCGGAGCCGACUGGUGAUAAACAAGCUUUAGCUGAGAAGACCCACCAAUUGAAAAUCCUGCAAAGUGACGUGCCUGAAGGUAGAAAGAAAUUGGAACUUGUGUUGACGCGUGGUGAAAACGCCAGCCACAUCGGCGAACAGGAAGACAAGGAUAUUAUUGAAGAAGAGGUUGGCUUGCUACAAGAAGAAUUUGAGGCCUACGUGGAGACUCUGACCAAAGCCAAGGAUAAUUUGGAAGUUGGCAUUGUGAAGUGGUCCGACUACCAAGACCAAUACACUGAAGCAUUGGAAUGGCUUUCGAAAACCGAAGCGCUCGUUCAGUCGUACAAUAAAUUACAAGAUAGUUUGGGUCAUAAGAAGGCGGUGUUGGAAGAGUUCCAAGGCCUUCUGCAGACACUCUUCGAAUGGCAGAAAACUUUGGAUAAUUUGAAUAUGAAGGCACAAACACUGCUCGAAACCUGCUCGGACACACGCAUCAGUAACGGCAUCAUGCAGUUGGCUACCAAAUAUAACACGUUACUCACGCUGGCCAAGGAAGUGAUGCGUCGCCUUGAGUUACACUACCAGGAGCAUCAACAACAUCGCACGCUGUACGAGGAAUGUCAAGGCUGGAUCGAGGCGACACGUGAGAAGCUUACAGAUUGCGCCCAAAUACCCGGUACCUUGAAUGAGGUGCAAAUCAAAUUGAACACCGUGAAGAACUUGCGUCAAGGGUUCGAGUCGGGUCAAAAUAAAUUGCGUUAUCUACUUGAGUUGAAAGAAAAGGUGGCUAUGAAUACCGAACAAAGUGGCGCCAUCAAGGUGCAGGAAGACACCGACGCAUUGAAACAAGAUUUCGACAAGUUGCUCGAGGAUAUGAACGACGUGCGCCAGCAAUUGGCGAACCGACUCACACAGCUGGAAGAAGUUUAUAAAUUGCUUAAAUUACUGACCGAGUGGCUUGAAGAUGUCGAGCCGAGCGUCAAAACGAGCGAUGAGUUCUUGAACGAUUUGAGUGAAAAACGCGCCGCUUUGGAGAAAUUCCGCGCCAUACAACGUGACAUCAACGGCCAUAAUGACAUAGUCGAGAAGAUCAAUACACGUCUGAAUGAAGACAACAGUCUCGAUCGCCAAGACUUCCACGACGGACUCAGCAAAUAUGAGCACCUACAAGAGUCUGUCGGCAAAAUCAUUGAGUCUCUCGAGAACCAAGUCAAUAACCAUGACAAAUAUAAGCAAGCCUUCAACGAGAUACAAGAUUGGCUGCGACGCACACGCAUCGAGAUCGAACAAUGUGCGGAUUGUCACGGUGAGAAGACACAGGUAGAAGAGCGUCUCAAUAAAUUGGGCGAUAUUGGCGCCACCAUGGUGGAGGGCAAAUCGCUGUUGGACGCUUGCGAGGAACUAAGUCAAGCGGUGAUUGCGACAAGCGGCAAUGAAGGUCAAGACACGGUCUCACAGGAAAUUAAACAGCUCGUAGCCGAAUGGGAAGCGCUCCAAGCUAUGGUGCGUGAUGCACGUGCCAAUUUAGAGACGUGCCUCUCAUUGUGGAACACAUUCCUGACAAACUUCAUUAAGAUCAAUAAAUGGAUUGAAGAUGUGAGCCGACGUGUGGCUACCGCUGGCGAAGCCGAAAAUAAAACACCCGACGACUUGGCAUACGCCAAGAACUUGCUGGAGGAGGUUGUUGCCGAAAAGGAUAACGUCGAAGAUUUGAACGACGCUUGUGAGCUGCUAAUGGAACACAGCGCUUGCACGCGAGUACGUGAUCAGACCGUGGAAACGCAAGCAAACUACACCAAACUCUUGACUUUGGCACAAGGUCUCGUUUCCAAGAUCGAAAAGAAUCUCUCCGAUCACACCGAGUUCUUGAAUUACAAGAAGGAAAUGGAUGCUUGGAUUGAGAAAGCGCAGCAGAUACUCGAUGGUUGCACUGGCGACGGUGAUGUGAGCGAGAUCGCACAGCAAUUGGAGACCGUAAAUUCUCUCUCCUCACGUCUGCCCGAAGGCCAACAUCUACUCGGCAUGGUACAGGAGGCCUACACCAAAGCAUCGAACAUCACACCCGAAGGUAAACAGGAGGUAUUACGUGAACUCAUGACUAAAGUGCGUGAGGAUUGGGAUGCCUUGGGUCUGGCCGUUAAACAGAAGUUGAGCGACUUGAAGCAAGCACAAAAUCGUUGGUCCGACUUCGCCAACAAUCGUGACAAAGUCGAGAAAUGGCUUGUUGACACUGAGAAUACACUCAAAGUUGCACCCGACACUAAGGGUGAGCUGAGUGAAAUGAAGACACUGCUCGAACGCUACAAAGCACUGCAAAAUGAAAUCAAACAAAAGGGUAAUGAAAUUGAGAAUUUACUCGGCGAAGCUAAGGGUUUGGGCACCGAAGUGGAUGCGGUACAUCAGAAGCAAACACGUUGGGAGAAAGUAAAGAACGAUUGUGCUGCUUACAUUAAGAGUUUGGAGAAUGAAAUGGCCGAUUAUAAUGCAUAUCAUCAGAGUCUGCAGGAUAUUGAAAAGUGGUUGUUGCAAAUUUCAUUCCAAUUGAUGGCACACAAUUCACUCUUCAUUUCGAAUCGUCAGCAAACUGAGGAGCAGAUUAAACAGCACGAAGCUCUGUUGGAUGAAAUACAGAAAUAUCAAUCGAACUUGGAUGAUUUGAAUGCUAAGGGUCAGGCGCAAAUUAAUCGCUAUGCCCCAACAACGCCAGCCAUACGAGACACGGUCGAGGCGCAGUUGAAGAACAUACAAGACAGUUACAAUUCGCUGCUGCAGACCUCGGUGCAGAUAAAGAACCGAUUGCAUGAGUCAUUGGCUAAGUUCAAGGAGUACGAGGACACUUUGGACAGUAUAAUGCGCAAUUUGGAGACCUACGAACCGGUUAUACAGAAUGAGCUUGAUGCGCCGGCUACCAGCUUGCAGAUUGCACAACAGCAAUUGAAGUGUGCACAGGAUCUCCAAAACAAGCUGAACAACGAGAAGUCUCGCCUUGCUGCUGCCGUACAGGCUUGUGAAGCGGCAACCGCCUCCAUCAGUCGUCCCAGUUCACCGCUAGAGACCGCUAUGCAAGCCAUACCCGAACGUGAGCUAAUUGUGCGCGCAAAAUUGGAGGAUUUGCUGGAUCAGAUGCCGAGCAACCAAAUGCCGAGCUCAAGCAACAUCGUCGCUAAAGCCGAUGUCGAUGUUGAACUAAACGAGUCCACGAGAGAUGCUCUGUUGCGUGAUCCAGUUGCUCAGGAGCGUACGAAUACGAAAAUUGUACGCGCCAAUAGUGAGCGUGUAACUAAGCUUAAUGCACUAAUAACUAAGGUACAAUCCCACUUGGGUGGAUUGACCGCUUCAGUGAGUGAAUUAGAGCAACAGCAGAAACAGCGCGCUGAGCUUCAAGAUUGGGUGAAGAAACAGCAGACUAGUGUCAGUGAUUGGCUAACACGGCCAUGCAAGCUACGACCCGAAGCAGCUAAGCAGGAGUUGGUUGCCAUGAACGACUUAUUGAACUCGAUUGGUGAUAAGCGUUCACAGCUGAUGUUGGAAAUGACUGGAUCGUUGGCCGAUGAGGACACCGAUCUCGACGAUAACCUUGACAAACUCGAGUCAGAAUUGAUGAAUGCUAUCGCCAAGAAACAAGCUGGACAGAAUGAUAUCGACAGCUAUCGUCAGGGCGUACAAGAUGUACAAAACUGGUUUGAUUCCUUAAUCAAGCGUAUGGAUGUUUUGGAUAAGGGCUCCGGUUUGAAUUGUGCACAAAAAGUGGCUGCCAUCAAUGAGAUUAGGAAAGAGUUCGAAGAACAAGGUCCCAGCAAAAUACAAGAGCUAAAGGGUAAGGCGGCACAAGUGGCUGAGGCCAUUAGCAAUUUGGAUGGCCAACAGGUGGAAGAGCAAAUGAAAUCUUUGGAUCGUCGUCAUGCUGAUCUCGGCAAGCGUAUCGAUCGUAAGGCGCAAUUGCUUGAUGUUACCAAUAAGGGUGUUGAAGGUGCUAAGGGUGAAAUUGAACAGUUGCACAAUUGGGUUAAGGAUAAAAUACAAGAGUUGCAAAAACCCACUGCCAUGGGUUAUGAGCCCAAGGCAGCUGAGGCGCGCCAACAGGCUAUUAAGGGUAUUAUGAAGGAGGCCGAAGCAAAGAAGUCGCAAGCUGAUGCUUUGGAGAAACGCAUCGCCAAUAUGCAGCCCGAACUCGAACCUGUUGAGUAUGCACAACUGGAAUCAGCGCUGCGCCAACUGAACUCUGAACAAAAGAAUCUCUCUGAAGUGCUGAAGAGCGAAUUGGAUCGUGCUCUGGAUGCAUCCAAAGCACGCAAAGCACUCGAGACAGAUUUGGAGAAGGCGCGCGCGUGGCUGAAAUCGAAGAUUGCUGAGGUGCGCAAACUCCCCGCCUACCAUCCACUGCAGUCAGCUGAAAUUGAGAAAAAAAUACAGGAGAACAAAAAGUACGACGAUGAAGCGAAACAAUUUAAUGAUUCUGUAUUGAGUGAUGUGCAACGCCAGGCAGCGAAUAUCAUGAAGGACUGCCCAGAGGCAGAUAGAGCAGCUCUGCAGAAGAUACUAGAUGAAAUUGCAGGCGACUAUCAAACGCUGAAGGAUGAAAGCGGUAAACGCGCCAAGGCACUAGGUGAUCUUCUACAAGGACGUAAGUCCUUUGAGGAUGCCCUGAAGAACAUGGGCGAUUGGUUGAACGAGAUAGAGACCGCAACCUCGGGCGAGCUGCGUACAACCAGUGUGCCAGUUUUGGAAGAACAAAUGGCCCACUACAAGAAAUUGCUGGAAGAUGCUGAAGGUAAAGCUGACCUGAUGAACAACGUUGCUGAGCAAGGAAAAGGCAUAUUGCCCACUCUCAGUAAUCCUGACAAAUUGAAACUCAAUGAGGAUAUCAAGAACCUGAAGGACCGUUACGGUAAAGUCACGCAAAACAUCAAAGACCGCGUCAACACACUUGCUGAUCACAUCAAGAAAUACAAGGACGCCAAGAGCAAGCUCGCUGACUGCAUGGAGUUCCUCAGCACAAUACAACAACGUUUGCGCGAGCUUAACAAACCCAUCGGCGCAAAAAUCGAGGACGUGCAAGAUCUGCUGGGCGCCUAUGAGGGUAUACUUAAGGAGCUCAAGGAUAGCAAGAACAAGAUGGGCGAUAUGCAAAUUGAUGACUUGCCUGAACUGCAGAGCAUCUUGCAGCAACAGGAUGAUAUGAUCAAAUUGAUUGAAGAUCAAUUGGCUCACCUGCGUCAAUUGUUGUUGCUGCGCGAGCAAUUCAUUGCUCUCAUCAACGAGAUUAUCGCCUUCAUCAUGAAGUACACCGAUGUCAUAAUCGAUAUUGAAAACUCGCCCGACAGUUUGGAAGAUAAGAUAAACAAGUACGACAACGUUAUCGUCAAGAUUCAAGAAUGUGAGGGUCUUCUUGCAUCGGCGACCGAUAAGGGUCAAAAAAUUGCCUCAGAGGGCACAGCUGCUGACAAGAACAGCAUCACUGAACAAUUGCAAUCACUGAAGAACCAACUGCAAAACCUACGUAAAGCAGUUGAGUCCCAACGACAGAAACAUCAAGUGCAACUUGAACACCAUCGUAAAAUGGCUGCCGAGCUCUCUGAAAUACUCGAUUGGCUACAUAACAAUGAAGCUGCCGCCAAGUCUCGUCCGCUUUUGGAUCGUGAUCCCGAAUCUGUUGAACACGAGAUACAAAAACAUCACACGUUAUCUAACGAAAUCCAAGAAUAUCUCGACAAAUUCAACAAAAUCAACGCCAGCGUUAAAUCGGAAGUUGGCAUGCCAAGCUCUUUAGUCGAAAUGCUGUCCGAAGGCCGUUCCUUGGUCUCUUCACUGCCACAAGAACUUGAAGAUCGCGAAAAGUAUUUGAUCAACAAUCGCGACUCACGUCUUGAAUAUAUGCAAUUAGUAUCCAAAUUCAAUGAUUGGGUACAUGAGGCUGAGACGCGUCUGCAGAACAGCCAACAUGGCAUCGACUAUGAAAAUCUUGUACAAGACUUGGAGGAGCAUAAAAUAUUCUUCGGCAAUGAAACACCCAUCAAGAAUUUGGUACACAAGCAGAUACAAGAAGCCGCCGAUAAGAUUUGGCCAUCAUUGAGCAAUUUUGAACAGUCGGAGUUGUCGCGAGAACUGGCACAAUAUCAAACUAAAUUGGCGAACACCUUCGCCGUGGCGAAAUCACAGCAAAGCGAGCUAGAGAAGGAAGUCGAGCGAUGGCGUGAAUACCAACAGUCGGUGGAACGCGUUAAGGCGACCAUCGAACGUAGCAAGUUCAGCGAUGAGCCCGUGCAGAAUUUGGCUGGCCUACACUUUAACAUACAAAAGUUGACGCAUGCCAUCGGCAAUGUGCAGAGCCAAACAAGUGACAUCACACUUGCCAAUCAACAAGCCCAGGGUCUUAUACGUCAAGCCGAUGCACGCAAUCGUCAGCUGAUUGAACAGGAUAACGCCGAAUUGAAUCGUUUGUGGAACGAAUUAAUUAAGGGACUUGAAACACGUCGUGAUUCAUUACAAAGUAUUGCCGAACGUUGGGACGAAUUUGAGAAUCAUUUACAUAGCUGGGAGAAGGCAAUUAGCCGUUUGGAAGAUAAAUUCCGCAAUGUCGACCCAGUAGUUAGGUCGAGACGUCAUUUGGAAGAUACAAAGAAUGCCAUCCAGGAAAUACUCGCCGAAUCUGAAGAACUUAAAUCAUCACAUAAAGAGAUUGAGGCGCUCUCAAAAUCAAUCGUCACAUUCCUUGGGGAAGUUCACCAACCCACAUCGCAGGCCCUACAGGCCAAAGUGGAUAACUUAGUACAGCAGCAAACAAAAUUAAACGACACCCUACGCGAGAAGGAUCGUCAGGUUGGCAAGGAUUUGGACGAGAUCGAACAGGUCUUCCAUCGCAUCUCAGAGUUGCAAGAUAAAUUCAACACCCUACUCGAGCAAAUACAAGAGGUACAUACGUUUGACGAGAAUAUAGCCGCCAUUGAGAAGACGCUCAACGAUUUGCAACAACAAGUCAACAAAGCUGUUGAGCAGAGCACACAACUGAUCGCCAAGACCAAGGAAAAUUAUCUACAAAAACAAAAUCUCGUACCAAGUGAUAUAGCACAGGAGUUUACUGCAUUGGAAUUGCUCUCGGAGCGUGUACAAGGCGCCAUGGAAACGAAACAGAAGGAAUUCAAACGUGCCAAGACUGUACGCACCGAAUACUUGAGUGGCGUCGAUGAAAUCCAAAGAUGGCUGCGUCAAGCGGAAGUACAAGUACAGGAUCGCACACUGGCACCCGCACAAAUGAAAGAACUCUUGCAUCGUAUUAAUCAGGAAAUCACCGGCAUUUAUGAACGUUUCACAAUGGUCAAGACAAAUGGACAACUGAUUAUCGAUAAUUGUCGCAAUAGUAAUGAGAAAUUAUUGGUACAAUCGACAAUCGAUCAAUUGGCACAGGAAUUGGGACAAGUACGCUCGUGGUUGGAUGAGAAGAAGCAACAAGUUGGUGAUAGUUUGGAUGCAUGGACGAGAUUUAUGAAUCUGUAUCAAAUUGUGAUGGCGUGGGUGGCAGAGAAACGUACCUUCAUCGAUCAGACAAUCGAACUGCGUACACUGCCCGAGGCGCGUAACAAGCUAAAUGACUAUGUAGCGGCUGUGAAGAGUAUAAAACCGAUCGUUAAGCAUUUAAGUGAAAUGGAUAAGGAACUGGAACAUAUUGGACAAGUGACGACUGUGGGCGAUCUCAAGGACAAACUGCAAGAGGCUGAGGAUGCGAAGGUUUCCGUGGAAGCGGUGCUACUGGAAAGGAAUUCCCUACUACAAGAAGCCUGCGAAGAAUGGGAUCAAUGUGAACGAAAAAUUAAGGAUAUACGCGGUUGGAUCGAUAAAGCGAAACAAUCAUUGGACUCACCACAACAUAAGAAGAAACCACUGCGCGAUCAAUUGGGUUACUGCGAGAAAACAUUGGCGGACAUAAAUGUACAGAAGACGAAAUUGCGUUUGUCUAUUGAAAAAUUGGAGGUGCACUUCCGCAAUGGUAUGGGUGGCGAUCCGCGUCUAAGCGAAAAUGUUGAUGAUCUACUGAUAAUCUUGGACGGUCUAGCGGAAUUGGUACGCACCAAAACCACUAGUCUGGAAGAGACACUCGGCCAGAUUGAUAUCUAUCAACAACAGAUGCAAACGUUGCGUCAAAAGAUCAUACAAGAGGAGCAACAAUUGAGACUCGUAAUGGCGCCCACGUAUCUGCCACACGAUCGUGAGCGUGCAUUAGCCGAGCAACAGGCACUACGUGCGUCUAUCGAUGCCAUGCAACAGCAAUACGAUGGGAUCGCAGCCUUAUCAUACACGCUGGAUCCGCAUUCCGUUGUUACCACAUCAUCGGCUGUAUCCAUGCUAUUGAAGCCAUCCAAAUUAGGAUUAUCCUAUGCGGAAGUGCUUUCCGGACAUUCGAGUCCCGUUAGCUUUGCACAAACGGAUAAUGUCCUACAUAAUGUACAGAGUAAGAUACAAAAUGCUAAAUUGCAUGACAACACCCACAUUGCGAUGGUUAAAAGUACGAAUGAUAAUGAUAAUACUACAACAAAAACAACCACAACUACGAUACAGACUACCACCACCCAUAAUAGUGCAGUAGUAGAAGGUGUUGAACCAGAGAAAGUACAAGAAUUUGAACCUCAACAAUAUGAAGACACGACGCAAAGAACGCCACCAACGCAUGUAGCGCACAACGAUAAUGUCAAAACAAAUGUGUUAGCAACAUCAAUCGGCGAACCACGCGUGCAGAGCACGCAAAGUGAAUAUGUAAAUGAGAACGGUCAGCGCGUGAUGGGAACACGUACAAUAACGACGCGUACGAUAACGACGACGCAGCAACAGACAAGCAGCGCACAACAGCCAAAGAGUGAAGAGCCUGAUGUAACGGUAAGUUCCUGGCAUGAAGCGUCUGUUGAGCUCAACCCGCCAAGCGUAGCGAAUACGGAAGCGCCACAAGCUGCUGUGCGUCAGCAACAACAGCAACUACAGGCGCCCCGCGAACAGCGUCGUGGCCGCUCACCGCGCCGUCGGCAGCAACAACAACAACAGCAGCAACAAGACGAAACGCUGCAUCAUACACAACAAGCUCAACACACCUCGGAAUAUUCGACGCGCGGGCAACGUGUAACGCGCUCGCACGAAUCUAAUACGACGCGCACCCAGGCACAUGCCAGAACCCAACAGCUUCAACAACAACAACAAACACAUUUGCUCGCACCAGCACAAGAACGUGUGCGCUCACGCAGCCCCAUUUGGGCGCCUGGCUCUACAUCGUACGCUGAGGUUUUGCGCGGCAUUGAAUUAGAACGCCAACGCGUUGCGACUGCUGCACAAAAGCGCGCACAAAGCGGCAUACAAUCUAUUAUUACCACAACCACGACCAGCACGAGUGAUUACGUUACGCCAGCGCAGGCGCCAGCGUUAACGGAGCCACCCCAAGUGGAAGAGACACAGAAAAUGCAGCAAAAUGUGGUUGUAAAUGUGCCAAUAGUGGACACAUAUGUUGGCGAUGCAGAGGAAAAUAUUGUGAGUUAUCAGCAGACCGUGUAUGACACGAGAGAAACAGGCGCUGAGUUCGCAGACAUUGUGCUAACCACAAGUCACGAUUCGCCGCCUACCUCGCAUACAUUUGUUGAGAAUAUUACAACGCCGAGCACUUACGAAAUAACUAUGAACUCGAGCACUUUCGCGGACACAACCGCUACCACGUUACCAAACACAUAUGUCGAAACCGCUACCAUACCCACCUCUUACAUCGACACGUCCGUCCCUGCAACCAAUGUGCCAAUGACCGCAGCAGAAAUACAAGCUACCUACUUACAACCCGAUCCACAGCUCUAUCAGAGCAUGUAUGAGAACAUGGCUGACGCCGGUCAAUGGGGCUACGCGACCGUGCCUGAUGCACAACAAGUCGUGCAACCCGAUCAAACUACAAGUACGCAAAAUUAUUACGAACAGAUAAUGCAAAUGCAAUAUCCACAGGGCACAACGCAGGCGCAGACAACGUACGCCCAAUAUCAGUACCAUCCGACUGCAACCCAAUAUCAGUUAAUGACUGGUUACUACCCCGCCGGGCAACAACAAGCCGAAUCUUAUCAGACGACGGUUUAUGCACCAACAACCGACCAAACCCAAUUAUAUUACCCACAACAGACUCAACCCUAUCAAGAGCUGCAAAGUGUGGGCUACGAGUCCCAGCCUCAAGAGUAUCUGACCAAUUAUCAGCAGCAAACAGAAUCGAAUCAACAAAGUGUGAUUGAUCAAGUCGUCACGACGCUGGCAUCCAUUGUACAAAAUGUCACGACCACACAAACUAUGCACUCCCAACAACAGCAAGUUGUGUCCGAACAAUUUGAACAAAACACGCCGUUGCAACCUUUUACAGAACCCACACAUAGCUACGACCAUUCGCCGUCCCCACUGCAGUACGAGCAAUCGUCUGCACAAUUACAAACCUACGAGCAAGCCCAACCCGGCGUACAGUACGCACCGUCGUAUGAGCCGCAAUCGAUUGAGAUCGAUGAACCGCGUCCCGACAUCACAUUCGGUCAGUUCGAAGUGAAUGAAAUCGAAUCAAUACCCGCGGAGGUUAUGGAACACACCAUGCCAGCCCCGCAACAGCAUCCACAGCAAUCUUUAGAGCCUGCGCCGGUUGUAGAUUCAGUGUUUUUGCCCGCUCCCUACUCCGCGCCCUUACAACCCAUGGCGGCUGAUCCUGUGCACGUAACGCCAGAAGCGUUAGCGCCCAUUCAACCCACCCAAAGCCCCACACAGUCAAGAAGACAAGAAAAGCCAUUCGCAAGCGAGCCCACACAUGGCACGACUUAUGCUGAAGUACUAUUUGGUAUACAUCAUGGUGCAGGAAGUAAUGCUUUCCAGCCAUCCAGUCAACAGCUACAGCCACAGCAAAUCCGCAUUACAACAGCCAAACAUGAUACAAACACAAAUAGAUCACAGCAACAAAGAUUGACAACCAAAACUGCAACGACUACUACAACGACAUAUGCGACUACGAUGACAUCGAACAGUAAUAAUAAUCGACGAGCAGCCAUGAAGUCUCCUUCUCGGAAUGCACCGGCAGUUCAGAGAAGAGAAGACGUUACUGCUGUUGCGCCCGUGGCACCGGUGCCACAACUGCGUAAAGUAGAAAGACCGCCAAGAGGUCAAAGGACAAAUUCGAAGCCGCGACAGCAACAUAAUGGAUCGCCACCAACCGCGCACAGCGAGUUGGAGGUGCGACAAAAGCAUGAGAAGCAAGAGAGACAUGAAAAAUAUGACAAGCAUGUCAAAAUCGUGGAAGAAUCCACUAGCAUAACUGCAAUAAAUAAAGCUCACAAAGACACGAAACAUGCACGCGAAAGCAAAAGGGUAAAACAAGCCGAAGUUGUGUCCGAACUUCAUGGAGAGACCACAGAUGCUGCUGAAACAGUCGCAGCUGUGGGAAGAACAGACACAACCAGACAGCCGGUUAAGACCCCGACAAGCGAUGUCGUGCCUGAGCAAGAGCCCGAAAGGAAACCAGCCAAACCGAAAAGACAAAAGAAACACAAGCAUUCAGGUGAAAUUGAGGAGCCUGUGGAGAAGAAAGAAAAAUCAGAACCGGCUAUAGAAAAAGAUGCCGUCAAAGUUAGCCCUGCUACGGAAAAAGUUCCUGUUACUGCUGAAAAGCCAGUCACUUCGGCAGCGAAAGUAGUUCCUAUUAAUGAAAAUAUCGUUCCUCCUAGUGAAAAACGCGAUACGCUGAAGUCUACCACACUGAACUUUAUAGCCGCAGAGAGUGUCAUUAAAGACAUACCGGCCAAACCAGCGAGAAAAGAAAAGUCAAAACCACAACGAAAGCACUCACCACCCGUCGAAGAGUCUAUCCCACAAGUGACUGAGACAAGCAAUCAAUUCGAGGCUGCGCCAGUGGUUACUGAGUCCACUAAAGUACUAACGGUGAAUGGUGGCUCUACAACAACCACCGUGACAACGACCACAAUCACCAAACGCAUAACAAAACGUUUUAUAACAAGAAUCAUAGAUGGUAAGGAAGUGACGGUUGAGGAAGAUGUGGUUGAGAAUGAGCCCACAGUUGAUACAGACGUGCAAAUCAGUCAGGUGGUCGCACAACCCGAAACUAUAACGGAAAGUAGCACAAUCGAAAAGAUAGUGGGCAAAGAAGAAAUACCACAAAAGCCUUCAAAGAAAGAUCGCAAGAAAUCUAAAAGUCCUAAAGAAGAACCGGCAAAGAAACCGGUGGUUGAACAAGCAGAUAUCGCCACAGAGGCCAUCAGCGAGCCAUUAAUUGAAGCUGAUGCCAUUAACGAUAAACAAGCGCCUACAAUCGAGCAGUUGGUAGAAACCGUUGAAGCCAAAACUUUGAAAAAGAAAGAUAAGAAAAAGCCAAAGGAGCAAAAACAAGCGACGCCUAGCGAAAAACUCACGCCAACUACGGAGGUUUCUGCAAUAGCAAACAUUACAAAAGAAACAGAAGAAACCACUAAUGUCAUGGUUCAUGAAGAAGCACUUGUGCCUCUGAAGCAGCCAUCAGCAACACAAGAGAAGGUAAAAUCUGCUAUUACAGAUUUCAUAAGCGCCGAAAAAGAGACAUCAGAAAAGCCAACGAAAAAAGACAAGAAAAAGACCAAGUCUCAAUUGGCACCAAAAGAGAGCGCAGUUGAACCGAAAAUUCAGGAGAAGGUGACUGCAGAAGAAACAGUAGAGAAAUCACUUAGUGCGGAGCCUACAGCUCAAGAGCAAACUGCAGCUGAGAGCGCACCUGUUACAGCAAUCACUGCGGAGAAACCUGUAAUUGAAGAGCCUCACGUGGAAGAAAAAACUGUUCCUAAAAUCUCACCAGUGGAAAGUGUUGAACAGAAAACAACAGUAACUGAGGAGAAAUCAGCUAUUGAAUCAACACCAAUUGGGGUCAUUAAGCCAGAACAGGAGCAACCUAUUAUUGUAGAACAGCCUCUUAACGAGCCUCACGUAAAGUCGAUUACCUCCAUCGAAGAGAAGAAAGGAGAAGUGUUGUUUGAUGAUAUACAGCCCGUAGCUCCCACAACUUUCAUCGAAGAGGGUGUACUAAUAUUGGAAACCCCUGAACCAGCAGCCGAAAAUCUCAAUCUGAAAACAAGCGUUCAAGAUUUCAUUGCUAGCGAAAAGCUAGCUGGAGAGCAGCCUAAGAAACCCGAGAAAAAGGAUAAAAAGAAGAAGAAACAUGCAAAAGAGCAGCAGGAAAAACCAGCGUCACAAGUUGAGACACCCAUCAACAUAGCUCAGACCGAAACGGCGAAUGUAAUUGAGACACCGACAGAAACCAUUGUUCGAGGCGAGGAAAUUUCUUCAACCGAUGGUUAUACAACAUCGAUCAUCAAGACUACAACUAAGAAAACAUCGACAUUAACGACGCGUACAAAACUAAUUAGAAUUGUAGAUGGAAAGGAGGAAAUUGUUGAGGAAGAAGAAACCACACAGAAAACACCAGACGAGUCUAUUGAGGAAACCAUAGAUGUCAUUGAGGGAACACCGUUAACUCAAGAAGACAUCAUACAAAAUGUUCGUUUAACCCAGCCGGCUGGGGAAACUGUUAGUGUAACAGAAGAGGAACCCAAAAUAGAGACUUAUUCUCGCACCACUUCCGAUGGUAAUAUAACCAAGACAACAACGGUAAUUACGCGCAGAAUAAUAACGAAAAUAAUUGAUGGCAAGGAAGUGUUAAUUGAAGAGAGUGACGCUAUUAGCCCAGUCGAGCAGGUAGUGAAUAAACCACCAGUAUUCAUUAAAGAAUCUAUGAUCUCACCCAACAACGAAACUACCCCGGCUGGACCAUUUGCUAUCGCAGCGCCUAUGCUGGAGUCUGUUGCAGAAACUGUUGAUGAGAUUGUAGAGAACAAUGUGAAAAAUCGUGUCACAGAUUUCAUUAACACCGAACAACAGUCAGCAGAACAGCCACAGAAACCCGCUAAGAAAGAUAGGAAAGACAAAAAUAAAGGCAAACAGGAAAAGGAGACUUCCAAGGCUGUUGAGGAAACGGUGCAAGGAACGCCAGCAACUGUUACCAGAACAGAAGAAAGCACAUUUUCGUCAACACCGGCCGAGACUGAGCGCGAACCAGCAUCGGUCGACGAGGAGAGUACAAUAACCGUUGAGAUCUCACCGAAUGUGGCAACCACAAAAACUAUUACUACUGUGACCUCUCAAGCAACGGCACAGUUAGCCGCAAACGAUGUCACAGUUACAUUGAAAAAGCCAGCAAAGCAAGUAGCCUUCGCUCUCGACGUUUUAGAUAACGAAGCUGACGUGGAGUUCACACUGCCUGCGCCAAAACCACGUGCAGAUAUUAAAACAUUAACAAAUGACUUUUUAAAUAGCGAAAAGGAAUCUGAACAACCUCAGCCACAGCAACAACUAGAGCCGAUUGUGCAAAAAGUCGCCGAAAUAACAAUUACAGAGCCACAGCCUGUAUUAGAAACCACAGAGCCCCUGAAUGAAUUAAGUGCAAUACCAAAUGUGAGAGAAAAUGAAAAACCAGCAACACCAAUAGCAGACGAAGAGAGUGGCGUCAUAAAGACCACAACAGUGCGCAAGACUAAAUUUGUGAAGAAAAUCACACAAAAGAAACAAGACUCACCGGAGCCACAAGCAUCCAUCGAUGCGGCCGAAGAGGCCAAGGAAGAGCCAACAGUUGAAAAAUCCGAAUCGACUGUGCGCGAGGUGGCAGAUAGUGGCGUCGUGAAGACGACCACUGUGCGCACCAUGAGCAUUAAGUCGCAAAAUGUGAACGAAAGUGAAGUGGCCGAAACUGCCACAGAGGUGUUGGAAGAACAAAGGGAAACUACACCUACACCCGUGGACGAAGCGCAAAAGGUGGAAAACAUUCAGAAAUUUAUUGCUGAUAAUGUAACACCAACAGAAAAGUUCACACAAAGCUCGCUGGAAACAGACGAGCAGUCUUACAUGGGUGAGGUCACCAAGACGAUACGCGUACGCAAAACAAAGACAGUGAAAAAGAUCUCGCAAAAUCUUGAAGAAACUAGCGCAGCAGAGUUAAGUGCGUCAGCUGCGCAAACAAAUGAAACCGAGAGUCAGUUACGCACGCAGCAAAACGCCGAAACACCGGAAGAGAAUGGCGGUGGUGUUGUUAAAACUGUAACUGUGCGCAAAACAAGCUUCGUGCGGCGCAUACCACAAGAUGUCGCUGCGCCCACGGUGAGCGAUGAAAGCGCACAAUCGGACAUAAGUGAGGCAAGCGCGCAGAGCGAAGAGCAACAAAACAAGUCGCCAGUUAUUAUUGAAGAACCCAGCGAGAGCACAACGACCACAACACAAACAGAUGGCGCUAUUAUCAAAACAACAACAAUACGCACAAUGCGUCUAAAUAAGACAAUCGCCUCAGACGGACGUAUACUGUUGAAAGAGAUCGAUAAUCCAGAUGACGUUAUAGUAACCUCUUCAAUUGAAAUGCCUGACCAGGCAACAAUGCCGGGCGAGCGACUCACUGAAGGUGUCGUUGCAUUGUCUGAAACUCUCUCAACGGCAUAUGUACCAACUGAGCGCGCAACAGAAAAAUGCCAGCAACCAAGCAGUAAUAUUGAUGAGGUUCAAAUGAUUGAUACACAAGAUAUAAAGAGUCCUGGCAUUAAGGUUGUAGAUAUUGAAACGAAAGAAUUGUCAAAUGUUGAGGAACAGCGGCGACAAGGUUUAGAUAGACAUGCAACAGCUGCAACCACAGAGAGUACGCAUAUCUCGAGCACCAGCACCACGAACACGACAGUCACUAAUACACACACAGAAAUUACACAAAGUGAGCAACAGUCCACUAAUUCCACGACAACCGUGACGAAACGCACAAGACUCACGACCAUACAACGACCGAGUUUCGAAACACAAGAUGGCGAACCGCUACAGUUGGUUGGCGAGAGCUAUGAUACGCCACUCAAAUCGGGUGAAAUUCGCAAGAUUGCGCUCAUAACGCACGAAGAGAAAUAUAAAGAGCCUAAAAUGAAAAUGCAUUUCGAUUUCCCUAAAGUUAGUCUACAGGUUACAGAGACCCUAACAGAACAGCGCGAAAAUACUGAGAAUGUGACGCAAGAACAACAAUUUGUAGAAGAGCUUGUAAGUCAACAGCACCAAACCGAAAGUACAGAUGUUGUUAUAGAAAAGGUCACUGCAGAACAGUUGACAGAAAAGAACUUAGCAGAAAAGUUGGUUACCGAGGUUAUCAAAGAGGUUGCCUCAGAUAUAGUUAAUAGCGUAGCACCGACACUCGUGGCAGUGCCCACAAUACCAGCUAGAGAGAAGGUAGCUGAGGUAGAACAGUUAGAAAAGUUAGUUGAGCAGGAAACUCAAGCUGAAAAGAUAGAUUUAGACACAGAAAAGGUAACAGAGGAGCAGGUUGCCAGGCAGUUCGUAACGGAGAAGCAUGAAGUAGUUGAGCAUACUCUACGAAACAACGAGGAACAGAUAACGGUCAAUAAUAUUACUGUUACCGAAGAGGUUGAAAAGUCACCACAACCCAAACCCGUAGUAGUAGCUCCAGCUCCUGAUUUCACGGCCGAUUUGACCGCAGAAGAGCAAGAAUUGUUUGAAGACAUAAAGAAGAAACUCUCAAAGAAAGAUAAAAAGAAGCGACCAGCGCUUCCAGAGGACUUUUUCAAACAGCAAGAAGUAGUUGAAAGUAGUGAAAAGUUGAUAAGCGAGGAACGUUUAGCCAGCGCAACUAAUGAGUUAGAGUUGAAAACCACUGAAAAUAUUGUUAGAGACGUGCCGGUUGUUUCAGAAACACCACGGGAGGUUGCUGCUCCGGCACAAAAACCGCUAGAAGAAUUGGCUGAAAUACAACAGCAAAAGAUUAGGGAAAUAAAUGAGGCUGACGCGCGCUAUCAUGAAUUAAUUGAACGCGAAGAAUUCGUUAUUGAUUCGCAAGUAGAAAUCAUCAACGAACCUAGAGUUGAAGAAGAAGUGCAAAGCGUACAAGAAAUAACCGAAUUGCCUGAAGUUAACGCAGAACCCACUAACAUUGCUAAUGCUAAUGAAAUACCUACCGCUAAACCUGCAAACGAUUUAGUUGAGGAGCUCAGCGCAGCUCCCAAUCUAUCUUCUUCAUUAACUUGCUUUGAGGUGCCUAAAUAUAAUUUAACCGAGUUGCAAUUAGCCGAAAAGAGUUAUAUUGAAGUGAGUAACAAACACCCUGAACCAAAAAUAGUAGACGCUAUACCCCAGAACGAAGAACAGACACCAGUUAGCGAUGCACAGGUUAGGUCGCCAAGUGAGAGUAUAAGUGAAACUUAUUAUGAAAUACCCAAAUACGAUGUCCCAGCAUUGGCGCAAGCCGAACGCGAAUACCAGAUUCGAUAUGCAGCAGUUGAUGUGCCCAAUGUGGAGAUUGCUGUUAAAGAGGUAAGUGAAUUAGAAGAAACAGACUUAAUUAAGCAGAUUGCAGAGUUAGAGUUAGGCGAGCAGAAGCAUGAAGAGUUAGUUUCUGAAUCCACCUCUUCUACAACGACGAUUACAACGUUUACAACGAGUGAAGAGAUCUUCAAGGAAAGUACAAGCACCGAAGUGGAGAAGAAAGAAACCACCAGCGAAAUCGUUGACAUCGCCGAAGAGCCCAAACAAAUAACCGUAGUUAAUGAACAGAAAUCAGUCGAAACGACUAAAAUUACGGCACCCACAACUUCUACCGCCAGCACAGUUGCAGCCGCCACAGACCUCAUUACUUCGUCUAGCACUGUACUCAACUAUCUUAACUUUGAAGUCCCGAAAUACAACUUGGAGGCCAUUAAAUUGGCAGAAAAAUUAUUUGAGGAAACUGUUGUCAAGCGAAGCGCUGCAAAAGAAAAUGAAUUAACAGAGUCCCAAACUACAAAGGUUGAAGAGGUACCUCCUCAGCCAAUUGUUAGUGAAACACCGCCAGAAAAAACUACACUCGCGACACAACCAGCUUACUACAACUUUGAAGUUCCCAAAUAUGACCAUAACGUCUUGCACAAUGCUGAGCAAUUGAUAACGCUGCUACAAGAGACGUCGAUUGCCGAACCAGAAGCAGAAUUAGUUCCGGAAGUUUCAGUCGAAACCAAGGAAACAGAAACUAAAUCCAUAGUGACAGAAGAAUCGAUCACCGUGAACGAAACCGUGUCUCGAACUUCUUCAACAACAACAACGACAACCACCACAACUACUGUUACUGCUGAAACUGUGGAAAAUGAGGCGCCAGAGCCAAAACCAUUAGAUGAAGCUGCGGUAGUUAUUGAAGAAGCGCCAGCUGAGAAGGUUGAAGAAGUGAAGACAGCCGAAAGCCCCGUUGAAGAAGUCGUGCAGGUUCAAACUGUGGUUGAGAUACCUGUCGUGCCUGUUAAAGAAGAGCCAAAGAAACCUGCUUACGCCGGUCUCCCAAUCGAUGAGUCCUCGUCUACAUGGAUGGACGUAAUCGAUGAACCCAUGGUUUUCUCCGACGACGAAGAGACUCCUGAAGAGCCUGCUUUCCAAACUACCUCAACAACUACAACCGUUAAAGCCGAAACACUGGAGACUAAUGCACCAGAGUCGAAACCGAUUGAAGAAACUCCGGUUGCUAUUGAAAUCACCCCUGUUGAGAAGCUUGAAGAAGUCAAGCCAGAAGCGCCAGUUGAGGAGGUUGAAGAAGUCAAGACAGCCGAAAGCCCCGUUGAAGAAGCCGUGCAGGUUCAAACUGUGGAUGAGAUACCUGUCGUGCCUGUUAAGGAAGAGCCAAAGAAACCUGCUUACGCCGGUCUUCCAAUCGAUGAAUCCUCGUCUACAUGGAUGGACGUAAUCGAUGAACCCAUGGUUUUCUCCGACGACGAAGAGACUCCUGAAGAGCCUGCUUUCCAAACUACCUCAACAACUACAACCGUUAUAACCGAAACAGUGAAGACUAAUGCACCAGAGUCGGAACCGAUUGAAGAAACUCUGGUUGCUAUUGAAACCACCCCUGUUGAGAAGCUUGAAGAAGCCAAGCCAGAAGCUCCAGCUGAGCAGAUUGAAGGAGUCGAGCAGGUAGCGAAACCUGUCGAGCCCGCGAAGGAAGAGCCAAAGAAACCUGCUUAUGCCGGUCUUCCAAUCGACGAAUCCUCGUCUACAUGGAUGGACGUAAUCGAUGAACCCAUGGUCUUCUCUGACGAAGAGGAGACGCUCGAAGCUCUUAUCUCCCAAACUACCGUGACCACCACCACCGUUACAACUGUUGCUACCGAAACAAUGGAGUCUAAGACUCCAGAUUCGAGAACUGUAGAGGAAGUUCCGAUUGUGAUUGAGAAGGUUGAAGAAGUCAAGCCAGUAGAAGCUCCUGUGAAAGAAGUGGUGGAGGUUCAAACUGUGGUUGAUAAACCUGUUGAGCCUGUCAAGGAAGAACCAAAGAAACCUGCGUACGCUGGUCUUCCAAUUGAUGAAUCCUCUUCUACAUGGAUGGAUGUUAUCGAUGAGCCCAUGGUCUUCUCAGACGAAGAAGAAGAAGCGAAACCUCAAGGAACUGCUACCCAUACUAUAACAUCUGCUAUUACUACUGUUCUUACUGAGAUCAUAGAAAAUGCCCCUGCCUCGAAACCAGUGGAUGAAGUUUUGAAAGAGUUGGAAGAAAAGUCAGUCGAGAGGGUUGAAGGUGUUCCACCUAUGAAGCCUUUGGUAGAGACAGUUGAAGAGAAGCCAAAGAAACAAAAGGUUGUGACUUUUCUUGAUGAUGUUUCCACAGUACAGACCCACGAACAAAAUAUCCUAACUAAUUUGGAAAUCAAUCCAAUCGACAAUUUUGCACCCUACGAGGACGUGCAACUCGCACCAGAAGUGGUGGGAUUUCCCGUAGACCACUUUGCCGAAGACAUCAACAUUCGCGAAUCUGACUUGCUCGUUAUGCCAAAAUGGUCUGACGGCAAACCGCUUCAGGAAGAAAAAACGGUUAUCGAUACUUGGUCGAGUGUAUUGGAAGACACAACUCCAGUUUCGCCGAAUAUUGCCUUGACUUCAAAGCUUUCACCCAAUGCGCCUGAAUUCACACCUUCUUAUCUCCGUCAAACAGAUACGGAUCAAAAUGCGCUGUUCUUAGAGAGUGAGAGAAGUCUUCAUACCUUUGCGCCGGUACCAAAACAACAUGAGAAGCCGCAGAAAAAAUCGAAGCAACAAAAGAGAGAGGAGAAGUCUGUAGAGGAAAAACCAAUAGAAAGACCAUCGCAAUUAAAUGUUGAUGCGCCUGUCUUCAAAGUGUCCGAGGAGAAAAGGGACUCAAGCGCAUCAAGAGGUCUGUCGUAUGCCGAUGUUGUAUUUGGUGACCAUUCGCCUGUAGAGGAAACGAACACGACUGGUGUUGUUAGUGAGAUUAAGAAACCACUUCCUGAAAAGCAUGUAGAGCGGGAGACUGUCGCCGCCGAACAGGUAAAGCAAAAAGAAACGAAGGAAGACACUAAACAAAAGAAAACAAAGAAGGAUAAACGUAAAGUCGAAAAGGUUGUAAAGUUGACUGAGCAGCCAACGGAAGCAGAGUCAGAAAAGGCACCUGAAGAUACACAAAAGACAUCAGAAAAGACUGAGGAGCAGCAACCAGUUCUACCUGUAGAAAGUGAAGCCCCUAAGACUGAAUCGGAAAGUACACAUGCACCACUAAUGUCAUGGUCUUCGAUCGUAAAGAAACCCGGUGAGUGGGUAGACGAUAUAGUUAGCAAAACCAAGAAAGUAUUUGCUGAAGGUGAGAAAAAACCAGCAGCCACCGAAAGAAAGCCUGAGAAAGAAAGCCGAAAAGAAAAGCCCACACAACCAGAAAAGGAACGUAAACCUAAAAAAUCCAAGAAACAGAAGCCGAGAGAAGACCUUGAAAUGCCAACAGAAGAACUGGUGCCUACGUUUAUUAAAUCAGAAGAUGUUCCAUCAACUGAAAGCGAUGAGUCUGAUGGUUUAAAAGAAAAUGGUCAAAGUCCAGCGGCAUCUGAAGGUGAGCCACAACACGUAGCCGAGGCAACAACUGCUUCUGACAGUAGCACACCAACCAAACCUGAAAGCGGCAUCGUGUCUUGGGCAUCAUUAGUCAGCAGGCCUGGUGAAUGGAUAGAUGAAACUAUUUCAAAACAUAAAGCACCGGCAGAACCAAUACAUAAGACGGAAAAGGCAAAACCUAAUAAAACAAAGGAAAAGAAAACUAAAACUAAACAGAAGCCCGAGAAACAUGAAAAACCGGAGAAGGUUGAGAAAUAUGCCAAAAUAGGAAAACAGGAAACUCACUCAGAGCUAACAGUCGAGUCUCACGUGGAGGUAACAACCGAGAUCUCCGAGGAUCUUGAAGAACGCGAACAAAAGAUUGUAAAAGAAGAGCAAAGAUUUGUGAUCGAAACGCAAGAACCAGAAGAAGUGACAGAAAAGCCUCAAGGCUUCUCCUGGGCUGCUCUAGUAAAGCGACCUGGUGAAUGGGUUGACGAUAUUAAAGAGCGCAAAAAACCAGAAAAGUCACCAGAACCCGUUAGUCAAGUGCCAGCCGCGAAACCAGAACACCCCAAGAAACAAAAAGUUCCAGCCAAAAAAGUUAAGGAACCUUCGAGAGUUACAAAAGAGAAAUUCAGAAAAGAAGUAUCUGCAACUACAACUUCAGACAGUGACUCAGACAAACAAGAUAUACAACCCGCUGCCGAGUCCAACAGUUUAACUUGGGCUAAAAUUGCAAGCCAACGAGAUGUUACACCCGUUCGAAAAGAAGCUGAGAAGAAGAAAGAAGUCAUUAAGCCUAAGGAAACUAAACUAACCAAGGAAACCUCUCAAGCCAAAGAAGUAUUAGCACCCAAACCACCCAAGAGAGAAGUUAAGCAUUUGGAAGAUGAAUUGUUCCCCGAACCGACUCCGCUACCCAAAAUGUCAUGGGCUUCGAUUGUUAGUCAAACCACUACAGAUUUUAUUACUAACGAAAGAAGCAGACCGGCUCCAAAACAGGAAAAAGCCAAACCAUUACCUGAAAAUCCUAAAAAAAUUGAGAGAGUCGAAAAGAAAAUCGUCGAGGAACCCACCCAUAUUGCAGAACAAAGGCAAACUUUGGAUGACUUCGAAUGGAGUAAUAUUUCCGAAACAGCAAUUUCCACAACAGAAGCAUUCGACGAAAAUGACUACGUACCGCACGAGCCAAAAUCUUGGCGAGAUUUGAUAGAUGAAGAUGAAGAUAUAUUCUCUGAGCACAUUCCCGAUGCUCUUCCUUCAUUGGAAAUCAAAGUACAAUCCGAGCAAGUGGAAACAUCAAGAAAUGAACCGUACGUUUCCGAUAGUAAAAAAAUUACCGAUAUUUCUACUGACGCUACACAAACAUUGGAGACUGCGACACCGGAGUUACAACCAACGAAAGAAGCUCUAGUAGCGACUUCAGACUCCGCUCUCAAGAAGGUUGAAGAUUUUAAGCCAGUCCAAACUUCUGUGAAAGAAGUCUUAGAUAUUCAAAUUAUGGUUGAUAAACCUGUCGAGCCUGUCAAGGAAGAAUCACAGAAAUCUGCUUACGCUGGUCUUCCAAUUGAUGAAUCCUCUUCUACGUGGAAGGACGUGAUCGAUGAACCCAUGGUCUUCUCAGACGAAAAGGAGACGCCCGAAGCACAAGUCUCCCAAACUAUCUCGACCACCACCACCGUUACAACUGUUGUUACCGAAACAAUGGAGACUAGGACUCCAGAGUCGAGACCUAUAGAGGAAGUUGCGAUUGUGAUUGAAGAAACCCCAAUUGAGAAGGUUGAAGAAGUCAAGCCAGUAGAAACUCCUGUGAAAGUAGUGGUGGAUGUUCAAACUGUGGUUGAUAAAUCGGCCGAGCCUGUUAAGGAAGAAACAGAGAAACCUGCUGAGAUUGUGAUUGAAGAAACCCCAAUUGAGAAGGUUGAAGAAGUCAAGCCAGGAGAAACUCCUGUGAAAGUAGUGGUGGAUGUUCAACCUGCGGUUGAUAAAUGUUUCGAGCCUGUCAAGGAAGAACCAAAGAAACCUGCUUACGCUGGUCUUCCAAUUGAUGAAUCCUCUUCUACAUGGAUGGAUGUUAUCGAUGAGCCCAUGGUCUUCUCAGACGAUGAGGAGACGCCGGAAGCAACUGUCUCCCAAAAUACCUCGCAGACCACCAUCGUUACUACUGUUGUUACCGAAACAAAGGAGACUAAGACUGCAGGGUCGAGUCCUGUAGAGGAAGCUCCGAUUAUCAUUGAACAAACCUUAAUUGAGAAGGUUGAAGAAGUCAAGCCAGUAGAUACUCCUGUGAAAGAAGUGGUGGACGUUCAAAGUGUGGUUGAUAAGCCUAUUGAGUCUGUCAAGGAAGAACCAAAGAAACCUGCUUACGCUGGUCUUCCAAUUGAUGAAUCCUCCUCUACAUGGAUGGACGUAAUCGAUGAACCCAUGGUCUUCUCUGACGAAGAGGAGACGCCCGAAGCACCUGCUUCCCAAACUCUUUCGACCACCACCACCAUUACCACUGUUGUUACUGAAUCUUUGGAAAGUAAUGAGGAAGUUAAUAAAAAAAUAGAAGUUUCAAUAGCCGUUGGAGAGGAACCAGUGGAAAAAGUCGAAAAUGUCACACCAGUAGCAGACCAGUCUCCUGAAAAGACAGAAGAAGUAUCAGCUGUUAAACUUUCGUCAUGGGCCGAUAUUGUGUCUGAAACUCAAGAGCAAGAGCAACCUGUGAUAGAGAAAGAAAAAGUGAAGAAGAAGAAGUCCAAAAAGGAAAAGAAUACGGAAGAGAAACCGAAACAAAAGCGUGCACAUGAAAGUGUAGUAUUCAUUGAGCAAGAAAAGCAGCAUUCUUUACCGACGGCUAGCAAACCAGACAUAAAACCUACACCUAAAGACCUUCCCGAGGUCAGGCCGGCAACUUUGCCAUCUAUGUCGUGGUCGGACAUAGUUAAGCACAAUAAUCAAGAUGGUGCAAGGCAAGAUACCGUCAUUGAAAAGAAAAAGGGAGAAGUGGUACCUGGAAAGACUGAGACUAACAUUGAAGGGCUUAAAGUAACAACAGUAGAGGAAAGAGAUAUCCACAAAGUGGAAGAAGCAUCUACCAAGCCUGUAGAAGAAAAUAAAACGAAAGAAAAAGCAAAGAAACCAAAAAUUAAGAAGGCAAAACCAGAGGAAUAUCCCAAAGAGCCUGAAAUCGUGGAGCUAAUAUCAGAGCACGUUCCUGAUAUUGAGCAACCGACCGCCACGGCUUUGCCCUGGUCUGUUAUUGUCAGUCAAAAUGUGGUUGAAGUGCCGAUUUCAAGUAUUGAAGAAAUAACCGAAAUCGUUGAACAAAGAAAUGGACCCGCUAGGCAAACUGGCCUUGAUAUUAAAAAUCUUACAGGUGUGGAGCCAGCGCAUCAUAAGCCGAGUAAAAAACAAAUUCAUGAUUUUAUUGGACAUGAAAUUCAGCACUCGGAGAUUUCUCGAGUAAGACCAAGGAAAGAGAAAACACAAAAAACAAUACCUCUUGCAGAAGAAAAUGUGUCUGAGCUUGUUGUUGAAGCACUAACAGCAGAUGAGGAAACACCAGAAGUAACCCUGUCCUGGUCAGAUAUAGUAAACGAGGAACAAGAAGAAGAAUUCGCCCCACAACCAGUUGCUGUACCAACCAAUUCGACAAUAACCAUCGAUGUUGUCGAAAACAUUGUAGAGACCAAACCUAAACAACAACCGCAAACCGAACCUCUCGAACAAGUCACUGAAGACACCGUAGGAGAUAAACCAGAACCAACGCCGCCUAAGGAAAAGAAAGAGAAAUCUAAGAAACAGAAACAUAACAAAGAAAAACAGACAACUCAAACACAUGCCGAACCAGAAAAGCCGAAAGGGCCUGUGAAGGAUGAAGUUACUGAAGUCACACCCGCACACGAGGAACCCGUUGAAGUGCAAAAGCCUGUCGCACCACCCUCAGUCUGGUCUAGAUCUGAAACAUAUGCUGAAGUAGUUAGAAAGUCUGGUUUGACGGAAAAAUCCAAUAUUCGUUACCAAGAGCCCGAGGAUGAAAAAUCCGUUAUUGAGGUGAAAACAGCUGAAAUUGAGAGACCAACUUUAGACCAACACGCACCGCUAACUUCGGAAGAAUUUUCAGAAGAAAAUGUAGUAAUUAAUGAGACAGAAAGGGAACCGGAACCAGUUGUUGAAGAAGCUGAGGAAACUUUAGUUGCAACAUCUGACAUUGCAGAGCACAAAUCUAUUGUGGAAAACACUCCAAUGAAAGAAACCCCACAACAAUCUACUGAGACUGAACAAGAAGUGGUAGAUUCAGAACUACCCAUAGGAACUACCGCGCUCUCAUGGAAGGAAAUGAUUGAAAGCGAAGAUAUUGAGGAAGUGCUACCCGAAACCACCACUUGGGCAUCCGAAAUGACCUGGAAGGAGAUUAUGGAGGAUGAGAGUAAACACUCCACUGAGCCAGGAACCUCAUCUUGGGCCUCCAUUGUUCGAAGUUUCGCACCACAGGCGCCGGAAGAACAGUUGUAUGGCACUCAAGAACACAAAACCAUAACCGAAACAACAAGAACAUCACGCAUAACCGAACGUCCAAUUAUAGAAGUAACAGAAGUACCGGCUGCAGCUGAAGAAACUCCGCAAACGCGAGAUGGUGAAGGAUUCCUGGAAGCCAUUUCCAAGAAAGAAAAACGACGAAGACGUUCACGUUCGCGUUCACAGCAAUCCGUACAAGAGGAAAUACCAGCACCACGUGCCAAGAAAUCUGAAAAGACGAAGAAAGAAAAGCACGGCAAACGUGUUCCACGAGACCAGAAUGCAGAAGUAUCCAAAGAAGUAACUACAGAAACUACUGUAGUACAAGAAAAACCGGUGGUAGAUGUAGUUGAAGAAGAAAAGGCUGAACCAACAUCGCCACCGCAACCACCACAAAGAGCUGUUACGCCUGUUACAAUUGGAUUGUCUUGGGCCGCAGUUGCUGCACAGAAUGUUCCAGAACCUCAACAACAGAUACGUCCACUUUAUGAAGAACCACCAACGGAAACCGAAAUUGAUUACAAUGUUGAUGAGACUCUUCCCCUGCGAACACCUAUAACUUUGGAACCAGAAAAGAAAGAGAAAACUAAAAAACCAAAAAAGAAGAAGAUGAAGAAGCACGAGGAAAUUAUCGAUACAGAUAAAUCAACCGUCGAGUUGUUCGUAGAUACAACUGAAAACACAAAUGAAAUAACAACUCAGUCAACUACCUCUGAUGCUUUCGUCUGUCAGACUUCGUAUUGGUCUGCUAAACUGAAGCCGCGAUCAAAAACUACUACUACAGAAAAUGAAACUGAGCUUACUCUAGACAUUCCCGAUAAGGAAGAAGUGGUCUUAGAAAGCACAACAGCUACGGAAGAGGUCUAUGUGCAAUCACCAACAGCUCAACCCACUACUUGGUCGGCACUUAUACAAACUGACUCAACAGUAUUCCCAGAACCCAUCGGGAAUUUACAACAGCCACAAGAAACGGUUCCUUGGACAACGCUUGUGGUGAGCGAAACAACAGACCUUCAAACACCCAACAGGCAUCAAAUCACCGACGCCACAACUGAUUUCAUUAAUAAUGAGCGCACCUCUGUAGAGAAGCAGAAACCCAAGCAAGUUAAAGGUUUCUCAUAUGCAGAUGUUCUAAAGACUGACGAACUGCCCGCGCAGGUAGUAAAAACAAUCUACGAAACGGAACCAGAUAAUCUGAUCACCACUCGAGUAGAGCAAGUUGUAGAAACUAGAGAAAAUGCAGAGAAGGUGUCAGCUAAGCCUAACGUUCCUAAAGAGUCUAAAAAGAAAACUAAGGAACCUGCAAAGGUUAGCGAAGCUCUCAAAUCUCUCACUGAACAAAGAACGGAAUCAGACGUUCUGGCGUUCGCUAAGGAGCCCGAGACCGUUCCAGUGCCUAAAGAAAUUGUAAAGAAAUCAGAGAAGGUUGUGGAAGUGACAGAAACAAGGACAACAAUUGAAACCACAGAACCUGAAAUUGUCGAAGUAGGAGUAAAAUCUGAGGAUCCGCAAGAGUCUGAAGAAAUUGUAGAAGAAUCAACAAAGGAAACAACUGUGACAGAGACACCUAAAGAAGCAAUCGAGGUAAGAAAACCUGUGAUUAAGAAAUCUUUCGAGCCAGUUAAAGAAGAACCAAAGAAAUCUGCUUACGCUGGUCUUCCAAUUGAUGAAUCCUCGUCCACAUGGAUGGAUGUAAUCGACGAACCCAUGGUCUUCUCAGACGAAGAGGAGACGCCUGACAUUACCUCGACAACUACCACUAUUACUACGGUUGUUCCAGAGAGGAAGCCAGUAGAAGAAGUUCCGGUAGUGAUUGAAGAAACUCCAGUUGAUAAAGUUGAAAGAGUCGAGCCAGUCGAAACUCCUGUGAAAGAAGUCGUCCAGGUUCAAACUGUGCUUGAGAGAUCAGCCGAGAUAGUAAAGGAAGAACCAAAGAAACCUGCUUACGCUGGUCUUCCAAUUGAUGAAUCCUCGUCCACAUGGAUGGAUGUAAUUGAUGAACCUAUGGUAUUCUCUGACGAAGAGGAGGAGCCUAAAACGCCUGUCUUCCAAACUUCAUCAACCACUACCACUACUACAACUGUUACUACCGAGACAUUAGAAACUAAGAUUUCUGAGUCGAAACCAGUUGAGAAAAUUCAAGAAGUCGAAACAGUCGAAGCUCCUGUGAAAGAAGUGGUCCUGGUUCAAACUGUGAUUGAGAAAUCUGUCGAGCCAGUUGAGGAAGAACCAAAGAAAUCUGCUUACGCUGGUCUUCCAAUUGAUGAAUCCUCAUCCACAUGGAUGGAUGUAAUCGAUGAACCUAUGGUAUUCUCAGACGAAGAGGAGACGCCUGACAUUACCUCGACAGCUACCACUAUUACUACGGUUGUUACCAAAAUAUUGGAGACUAAGACUCCAGAGAGGAAGCCAGUAAAAGAAGUUCCGGUAGUGAUUGAAGAAACUCCAGUUGAUAAGGUUGAAAGAGUCGAGCCAGUCGAAACUCCUGUGGAAGAAGUCGUCCAGGUUCAAACUGUGAUUGAAAAAUCUGUCGAGCCAGUAAAGGAAGAACCAAAGAAAUCUGCUUACGCUGGUCUUCCAAUUGAUGAAUCCUCUUCUACCUGGAUGGAUGUAAUAGACGAACCGAUGGUCCUUUCCGACGAUGAAGAAGAGGCACCUGAAAUAUGUGAACUGAUUAAAGAAGCCGUUCAACCAACACCAACAGCUCGUGAGCUCACUCCAGAUUUCCUUACAACAGAAGUAUCCAUGCAAGUACAACCCUUAAAAGCUGCUGAAACAUUUGAGAAGGAGGUCAUUGUAAAAGAGCCGGACUCACAGCCUGAGCCAAUUAGGGUAGAAGAAACUGUCAAGCAGUCUGAGGCUGUUGAAACAUCAAAGGCUAUUAAAACCAUAAUAACGGAAUUUAAACAACCUGAAGUUGUGGAAAGUGGAAAAUCCUGGGCUAUUGAACAAGUUGAAAUACCUCAACCGAUAGCAACAAGCCGUGAUCUCACACAAGACUUCCUCGCAACAGAAAUAUCCAAGCAGGAGAGAGUACAACCGGUAAAGGUGGCUGAACCUAAAAAUAUUGUGCAAGUUAUAGAAACAGUUGACCUCGUUGAUGUGAUUAAAGAAAUUGAACCAGCUAAGGACCCAGAAACUGUUGCAGAAAAAGAGCCUGUUAAAGCACACGAAGGUGUGAAGUAUACUGAAGCAACUGAGCCUUCUCAAGAAAUUCAGGAAUUGGUGGAUGAAACCAGUAAACUCUACGAAGUGAUAGCAACAACAACCAUCGAAACUACGCUUACUGAAGAGCAAUCAGCUGCUUCGGCUCCGUUCAUACCAGAGGAGGUGGUAACAGAAACUACGCAUAUUGAGAAUAAUAUACCAGAACCAAUUAGUACCACGCUCGCAGAGCAAGUUCUAGGAUUUAUCGAAGGCGAGCGCGUAGCUUUAGCAACUCAAGUUGAGGAAAGCCCUCAAAAGGUUCAUGAAGAUGUAGUUGAGGAUAUUAAUAUUGAACAAGUGGUAGGUGAAUAUGUAGUUAUUGAACCCAGUGAGCUCUCUAUAAUAGACAGUGAAAUUUUGAGAGAGAAUUUACAUUUAGAUAGCAACACGUUCUUGCGUCCAAAUUAUGAAGAGUUUGAGUACAAAUACGAACAGAUUUUAGAUGAAGAAAGGUCAAAAUUAAGUGAGCCUGCCAAAACAGAGGAGGCAAUUUUUGUUGAGUCUCCUAAAUCCGUUGAGCCUGCCGAGCAGCCUGCUCAGCUCGUUAUCAGUGAAGUUAGUACAGCAACCAAUAAUCUUUUGACAGAUACACUCUUGCUUAACCUCAGUAGCGAUACCUUUAUACGAGAAGUUAACAGUUAUACUCAACUAACACAAUACGAACGUUGGUGGACUCACUUCAUUGCGUCCAUCACCUCACAAACGGAACGUGUCGAAAAGACUGAAACUAUAACGGUCAAAUCAGAGCAAACAGAAACCGUUAUAGAACCAAUUGAUAAGCAUAGCACACAAAAGACUGAAGAACCCACAUCAACAAACAAACAAAUCAUUCCCACUGAGCAAUCACAAACGCCAACAACAACAACUGACUCCGAUCUUGAUACACUGCGUAGGAAUUUGUAUAUGGAUGUGUGGCAUGCCGACACCGCCAGCGAAUUAUCAGUAGUGUUAGGAGCCGAAUCAGUUGUGGAAAAUGUGAUCUCGGUAACCGAAGAAGUGACAUACACGAGAGACAAAGACGAACAAGCGGAAAAGCAAACAGAAGAAAUAGCUCGUACUGAAGUCAAACCGGAAUUGGCUGAGGAGCUAGUCGAAGAAGUACAAAAUGAACAAAUCAAAGACGAGGUUUCAAAAGAGAAAGACAAAGAAGACGACGACGACGACAACGACGACAACGAAGACGAGGACGAAGAAGAUAUUGACAUUACCAAAACGGAGCGUGACUUCGAUGAACACAAACGCGAUGACCGCGAUCCGGGUAGUGGUAGUAGCGGCAAUGUUACGCCCACACCAGAUGCCGACAAUGGUAAUGCGUAUAACACGAAUCAAAGCUGUUCCUCACAAUACAUGUCUACCGAUUUGCCAGGUGGUGUAGGACACUGGCGUGAUCAAAGCACAUAUCUAGCUUUGGAUGUCGCCGAGAGUGUCAAACCCAAUCUUGUGACGGCGAGUACUUUCGAGGUACCCGUACCAGUAACUGUCGUAGUUGAACCCAAAUCAGAAAUCGAAUUUGUGCACUCAGAAACGCCGCUUGAGUUACUAACCGAAACUAAAACGCAAAUAGAACUAACUAACACAAUUGCUGCCGACACAGAGACAGCAACUGCAAUAUCGCAAACACCCGAAAUUGUAGGCGCUCCUAUAAAAACUCACGAACUUCCCAUGCAAUCCAGUCCUGCCCCAACAUCAACUCCCAUCCCCAUCCCAAUCCAUACAUCAACUGAAUCCCACACAUCCACACAGUCCACAUUCGUUUCUCAUCCUGAAAAUGUACCCGCUACUACUACUACUACUACUACUACUACUCUUGCCACUGUUGUUGAGCCCUCGGACUCUACAACAAGUAAGAUAACACAAUUGGCUGGCGCCAUUAUUAAUACCGUUAAUGUGGCAACUAACGCAACGAGUACGUCAAUAACGGCGACAAAAGAGGCAGCUGCCGCUGUACUCGCGCCCAUCGUAACGUCAAUCAUCGAUAAGGCAACAACACCAGCGGUAACAGAGGAAAAGACAACAGUCGAGAAAGUAGCUGAAACAGAUACCGCCUCAGUGGUACCAGCCACUGGAACGUUAACGGCUGUUGCGUCUGAGCCGCCUAAAACAGCGGUGUCUCUUGAAACAACAACAACAACAGCAACAACCACUGAGACUGAUACUCCCGCCUCUAGCGUGUUCCAAAACAUUGCGACAACACCCGUCGCUUUACCUCUGACAACAACACAAACAACGACAACAACAACAACUGUUAGCGAUGAACUCUACCGUCCAGAGUUUGUUGUGCAGCCGCAGUCGAGUGUGAUUAAGCGUACGACAACGACAACAACAAUCACGACAACAACAACUGGCGAGGGUUUGCAACGCCAGCAACAGCAACAACAGCAACAACAACAACAGCAGCAGGAGUUAACGCACGAUAUCGAUGAUUUACUGCAAUCCCUAUCGACGGUCGAAGAUGGUAUAGGCAAUUUGCCCAACGCUAGUUUGGAUGGUAUGCUGCAAGGAUUGAAGCUAAUCCAAGAGAAUCUGGAAUACCAAGAGAAGGAAGCCAUACGUUUACAAGAAAUCAGUCAAACGCUGCCAAUCGAUCCCGCUACCGAGCGCAUACUCAACGAGAUCAAAGAUCGAAUUGAUCUAUUACUGCGACGCACACAGCAAGGCAUUACGAUGAUAGCGAACGCCAUGCACGGCCAGAAGAAACGUGAAGAGGAACUCAACGAAUAUCAAAUGCAUUUGAUCGCGCUCCAAGAAUGGAUUAUGGAAGUGUCACAACAACUCAAAGACUUGGAGCCCACGCCCGAAGUUGCCGAAGAUGAAGAACAGCUCAAAUCACAGGCCGAACGUAGUCAACAAUUGUUGCGCACACUCAAAGAGAAGCAGCAAUCAUUGGAAGAGUUAGUAGAGAAGACACGCCAAUUGCAACAACAUGACGAUGUUGCGCCCAUGGCUUGCGAUCUUAUGGAUCAAUUGGAGCAUAUUAUCACUUUGCUGCGUGAGCAGAUCACCGUAGCCACGACACGCAUUUACACAAUCGAAAAGACGAUUGUUGAGUUGCGUAAGUCUCGACAGGAGGAAGAGCAUCGCAAGCGUGUUGCCGCUGAAGCACUCAUACAACCGCCUACUAGCGCACCAGUGUCGAUUGAAUCCAAUGCCAGCACCAUAGACUCGACACCAAUGCCCGAAGAGGAGAUUAAGCCUGUCGCUGUACAAGCGCAAGCGGUGGAAACACAAACAUCCGCAAGUCUUGCUGCGCCACAACCGAAAGCUGUUGUGGAGACACAUACAGUGGAAGCGCAAACCAGUUUGGCUGAGCCCACGGCGCCUUUAGCCCCAUUCGUUGAAACCACCGAGACUGCUAUGCAAACACAAAAGGAGCGCAAGCCGACAGAGAAUAUUUUAGUCACCUCAACCAUACAAGCCGGGCAGGAGACUAUCCAAAUUGAUACUAUACCUAAUAAGGAGAUACCUGAAGUGCCGGAAGAUGUUGAGAUCGAGGCGCGUUAUCACCAGCAACCGCAAGGUGAUGUUGAUCGCGCCACUGAACUCGUUUUGAAGAAUGUGCCACAGGCAUUCGAGACAACCUUUGUCGAACCCGAUCAAACCACCACCGAGGUAGUGGUCGAUGCUGAUGGCACCAAACACAUCAUCGUGAAGAAGGUGACGCGCACACGCCAACAGGUGGUGCAACAUCAGCAAAUCAGUUCAAUUGCUACAGUUACCGAUGCCGACGGCAACAUUCAAGUACAGUCUACGGGUCAGUUGAAUUUGGAGAAUGUGCAAACUGCUGACACCAGUGGUGAUGAUCAGCGCGGCUAUCAGACGGUGGUAACGCAGCAAACACGCGGCACAGUUGUUGAUGGCUCCGAUCCGAAUGCCGUUGUAGUGAAAGAGUUCGAAACAGAGCCGACAAUUGAACAUUACGAACAGCUUCAACAACCUGAAGGCCAAACUGAAAUGAUAACCAUUACGACUGAGGGUCCGACAACUACGGCUACUCCACAGAGCAGCAUACGUGCUGUUGUUCAGCAGGUAACGCGCAAAAUUAUACGCAAGACGCGUAAAAUCAUUAAGCGCAUUGUCGUAAUCGAUGGCGUAGAGCAUGUCACUGAGGAGGUGGUCGAGGAGCCUGAGGAAAUCGAGGUUAGCGAAGAAGAUUUAACGCCACAGGUGAACGUGAAUAUCAUACGCACCGUAAAUGGCAAAGUGGUGACCGAGGAAGAGUUCGAGCGGCUAACCAGAGAGCCAGGCGUGGUGAUUGAAGAGGUAUCCUCGGAUUUGAUGGAACCUCAGCAGCAACCAGCCACGAUCACAGCUCCCGGCGAGACUGUACCAUUAGAGGCAGUCUCCACGCAGCCGCAACAGGUAUUUGAAACUUCCACUAUAACUACUACAACAACACAAACACAACCAACAACAACCAGUAUUAUAACAACUGAAAGAACAACAACAACAUCAACAACAGACCAACAAGCACCAGUAGAAUUUGUUGAUUUGCCCGCACCAAAAGUAGUUGAACAAAGAGUAAUUGAAACCGUAGAAACUACUAGUACUAGCCCCGUUAAUAUUCCAGCGGACUUAAGUACGACAUCCCGAGCGGAAAUUGUAGUAGUUGAAGAGGAAAUUUCACCAAGCGUACAAAUAACCCAAGAACCAGCCAAACCCAUUGAGGAUAUUAGUGAGAUCUGGCCCAAGAAACAUCAUCUGGUGCCCACUGAUAUCGAUUUCUCACAUCACGUCGACGAUAUCGUUAAGCCAGAAGCUACAGUUCUAGAAGUGAACUUAGAAAAACCGGUAGAGUCCGUUUGGCCAGUGGACGAGUACACGGGUUACCCAGUUUCCUUGGAAGAAUACAAAUUCGAAAAACUUGUAGAGUCUAAGCCGCAACCAAUAGAAAGUGAACCACAAGUGAAGACAUCACUUGCAACUGUGACAACAACCACAACAGUAACUACUGAGCAAAUAUCUGAGCCAGAGAAAACUCUGGAAGUAAUCGAAAGCAUAGAAGACUCAGUAACUGCAAUACCGGCUGUUGUGAUGCCGCAGUUAGCACCAUUUAAGGAGCCUGAAAUCGUUGAAUCGGUUGCAGAAGAAACCACAGUAUUAUUGCCCGAGGCGCCACAAGUAUUAACUACAGCCAGUAAAACUAAAGAUGUUCAGGAACCAGCGCCAAAACCACCUGAACCAGCAGUAUUAGUGCCAGAGUUACCAAUCUCAGAAGUCACAGACCUCGAAAGUGCAUCUGUUGUGCGACCAGCCGAACUAGAACUAGAACCAGAGAUAGUUACAGAAGUUACCAAAGUAACCACUGAUGAAUUGAUUAUAACAGCAUCUGCACCCGCACCAGAACCGCAUCCUGAAUUGGCAGCCGUCCUACAGCCGGCGGACGCUGUUCCUGAAGUGACACCAGGUAGCGAGCAUGUCUCCAUUACGUCCACCGAAACUGGCACCAUCUCGCCGGUAGAAGACAAGCUCUUCCAGCCAGCACCUACUGAGAAAUCGCAGAUUGACAUACGUGCUGCUACACAGCUCUUUAUUUCUGGUGAAAUGUUAGCAACAGAUAGCGAUUCACCACGCAAGUCAUUCACAAUCACUGCACCAUCGAUUGAGCAAACCGGUAGCGGUGUUCUGAAGGUGGUUCUCACACCUGAAGAUGACGUUGAUCCCAAACUAUUACCACCAAAGGUGAGCAUGACUAUUGUAGAGACAUCCACUGUAACAGAGACCGAGCGUGAAGACACCACAUCACGUGGUGAUGAGCUGACCCUCACACCCGCUGAUGUCAAGCGAAGUCGUAAGAAAAAGAAGAGAAAGGAAGAAGCUGAACCUGAACUUGAACAAAGCGAAGAAGAACCUAAGGUAGAGAAACCUGAGGUGCCAACUACCAGAGUUUCAGUAUCCGAAAUCGAUAUUGAAUCUCCACGUGAAACUGGCUAUGAAGCUGAUGAUAAAACGGUCGAUGAUGACGAUACAGAUGGUGGUAAGAAGAAGCGCAAGAAGAAGAAGAAGCAAAAGGUAAAAGCACGUGAAGACGAAGACUCUCACGUACCCUCAUCGGAAGCAACACCGCGUGAUGUCGAGUCAGCAAGCUUGGAAUCAGAGGGUAAAGUGAAACAUGAGGCGAUUGCAGAGAUUACUCCAGAUAGUGCUGCUACUAGCAUAGAGACAGAUACUUCCGUGAAGAUCGUCGAAGAAGCUUUAGUAACACCCGACUCUGAUUCACCACGUGAGCAUUUUAGGGAAGUGGUCAUUCCAACUGAAGUAGUGGAAGUCACUUAUGUUGAGGAUGAGCAGCAACAAACGACGCCACGAGAGGAGAUGCCUGCUCCAGUUCAUGAGCAACCCAUCACUGAGAUUAAAUCAUCGCAAACUUCUCCCGAGCAUAAACCUAAGCAAGAAGAAAUUUCCUUACAGACCAGCAUUGAAGUGGUGCCCGACAGCCAAGACACUGAAGCGCAGACUGUAACAGUUGAAGUAACGGAAACAGAAAUACAAACAACACCACGAGCUGAAGAGCCGGUCUCACAAUUGGCACCAGCGCCUAAACAGACUGAGGAAGAAGAAGUUCAAACCGAUGUACCUUUCACAGAGCCCGUGUCACAAGUAGAACCGCUGUCUCGGCCAGAAACCGUCGAAAUUUCAAGUCAGACAACUGUCGUCACCACGAUUGAGAAGGAGCUACAAAUCACGCCUAAAGAUUCACCCCGUACACCUGAACCCAGCACCACCGAAAUUAUUCAGCCAUUUGUCACCGAGCUGGUUAAGGAUUUGACUAUUGAUCUACCCGCUGAAAAGGUAGAACUUUCCGAUCAAGCUAUUGGAACCGAUCCUAAAGUUACACAAGAGAUCUAUGUACAGACACUAACUCCUGAGCCCGUGGAGCAUGUUCGACCAGCAAGCACACCGGAACCGGUAAUUGAAGAAUUUAUCGAACCGGUGCAGGUGGUGAGGACGCCUUCGGAGCAGCGUGAUCAACACACAACAACUUUUGAGUUGACACAAUUUGUAGACUCCACCUCGCAGACAACACCACGUCAUGAGCCACAACCCGUGGAACAGCCAGCAUCUCUUGAACCGGUAACGCUAACGGAAGAUAUCUCGUCCCCUCUGACAUCCCUCUCUGAGCCUUACAAUAUAGAGAUACAAACCUCAGUGGCCAUACCGCCGGACACUGACAACUCUGAGCUCGAGCCAAUCAUAUAUGAGCACACACAAACAAUUGAGCUGCCAAAACGCGAUAAAAAGAAGAAAGACAAGAAGAAGAAGAAGCACGCGUCUGCAGAUAAUCUAGAUGAUGAAGAAUCAGUAUCCGAGCAAUUGCCUGAGGUUAAUGUUAACAUUGAAAUCUCUAGAGACGUUGUGCCUGAGGCAGGCGUAGUGGUAACAACAACAAGUCAGCAUGUGGUUGAACCAGACCAAACAGCCGAAGGCAAGACUACGCCAAUUGCGGAUAAGAAACCGCAAUUGGUGCAGUUACAAAUCACUAAAACGACGGUCUACGAAGAGUUUCCCGAUCUGCCAUUACAAAUCAGUGAGCAAAGCAAGGUGAAUUUGACGGGUCAACAGACAAACAAACCACGCUCGAGACCCACUUCCUCCGUCAUGAUUGAAGAGGUUAGCUCGCCAACGGAAGAGAUUAUUCUUCCCAUAACACCUGGACCAAAUAACGACGUACCACAAAGUGCAGCAGAAAACAUUUGGUUAGCCGCAACAACAGCUAUCGGUGUUGACAAGACGCCGAAAAAUGCCUCCCAGGCCUUGAUAAUGUCAGAGACUCUACAACACUACCCUGGCUCGCAAGCGCAACAACAAAUGCCGGUAGAUGUUUGGGCCGAAACGAAGCAAGUAAUUGGCGGACGCAUUAGAUCGCUGAAAGAGUCCACUCCAGAGCAUACUCCACUCAGCAAUGUAUUGCAUUUGGCGACACUCUCCGAGCGUAUAAAGGAUGUGCCGGUUGAGGUGCGUACACAGGAGGUGAAUCAGGGCUUGCAUGACUUAGAGCAAGCCGUUAAGCAAGGUGAUCGCACAAUAAUCGAGACGACUGUAAUAACUGUGAUCGAGAAAGUGUCUACGUGGCUAGAGACUAUCGAAUAUCGCGUGUACUUGAUCCGACAAAACUCCGAUGAAGGUCCGUCCGAAGAGAAGCUGGAUGAUUAUAACCAACUUAACGACGAACUCGGCACUAUCAAGUCGAACGUGAAUACGCUUGAAACUCAGCUCGAGAAGGCCGAUCAUCUGACCGGUCCUGAAGUACAGCAAUGCGUCGAUGCGCUAAAGGAGCACGUAAAUGCAGUUGAGGAUGUCACUAAAGACAAUCAGGCACAAGACACCAAAGAACUGGAGAAGUGGAAUCACUUCGUUGUGUUGAUCCACCGUACCACGACCAUAUUGGAGGAGCUCCAAGAGCGUUACGACACUAUCGUGACUCAAGACAACACCUUGAAUGGUAAGUUGCGUAACCUCGAUGAAUUGGAAGCGCAAAACGCCGAUGUACAAGGUAGCAUCGCCGAGCUCACACAAAGUGCACGCGCCUUCCAGCGUAACUUCCCCGGCAAGAAGGUGCCACAAGACAUAUACAACUCCUACGAGGUUUGCAAAAAUAUUGGGAAUAAUAUUAUAGCCGAACGCGAUCGUCUGCUGCAAUUGCAGUCGCUAGGUGAAGAGUACGAGCAGACACUCAAGGAAUUUAACAACAUCACUGUGCUCGCGGACAAAAUGGUUGAGAGCCCUAUUAUUUCCAGUUCGCUGGAACAGCUUAACAAUGAAGUGCAGAAGCAUCGCAAAUUCUUUGUGAACCUCAGCCAUUGUCGUGCAAUACUCGAGUCCCUAGAGGAGAAUAUAGACUCGGAGACGCGUGAGAAACAUGCCGAGUUGCACAAAGAACUCUACAACCGUGCGACCGUACUUCUGGAGAAGGCCUCAGAGCGUUCCUCGAAAUUAGUGCAGGCAGCUUCACGUUGGACCGUGUUGGAGAAGGGCAUGAAGGACGAGCUGCAAUGGCUACAUGUCGCCCAACAGCGUGUGCCCGAUUUAUCUGCUGUAACCUCGGCUGAUUAUGAUCAAUACACGACACUUUAUCAGUCACUCAGCACCGAUAUCUCACAUCACUACCUGAAAAUGACACAACUAUCGAAUAUUGCCAACAAACUGCAAGAUCUCGUGCAGGCGCCUAAUCUGGUUGAGGAGACUAACGAAGCGCUUAUUGUACUAUUGAAGCUGCGCGAGGAGGUCUCACUCUAUCUACAUCGCCUACUCGUUUUCAAAGAGAUCUGGGCGCAAUACGAAAAUCAAACGGACAAAAUGGAGACUUUCGUGCGCGACGCUGAGAAGGAGCUACGCAAAAUACACAUACCUGAAGAUCCACUCGAACAGCCCAUCGAACAUAUGCGUCAGUUCUGGGAGAUGAAAGCGCAUUUCGAAAUGCACAACAACAUACGUAACCUCGCAGGACACAGCUUCGAAAAGGCGCUACAAGUCAUACCGCUCGCUGACGAAAUGUUACAACGACAAUUCCAUGCACAACUCGAAGAUCGUUGGCACAACAUUGCCGGCUCUAUCGAGCGCAUACAAAAUAACAUUGUCAGUAGCCUCGCCUCACAAGAUGUGCCCGCCGAAGAGAAAUUGAAGUUAGUCGAACGUGAAUUGCAAGAAAUUUACCUCACAAUGACCAGCAUCAAGGGUGUAAUCAAGAACGAAGAGGAACUCUGUCUCUAUAUUGAACGUAUACAAGUACUGCGUACCCGCGUAGGCUUCAUUGGCAACGAACUGGGACGUAUUGGUCUGCAAGAGCCACCCAUUGAACCAGAGAAGGUCGGUGAACUUUUCGCGCUCUCACAUAAAAUCAACACACAAAUCGCCGAAGAGCUCGAGGGUGCUUCGGUGCUGCGUGAACAGUUGCGUGCCAUACAAGAGGGCAUACAAAAUUUGCGCAAACAUCAAACAAAACUCUCGGUCAUAUUGGACGAGUGCGAGAGCGCUGAGAAGCUGAGUAGCGAAGCGAUUGAAAAGGCGGUAAUCGAUUGUCAAGCAGUGGGUGAAGAUCUCAUCGGCAAUUGGCAGGAAAUUAUGCGUUUACGUCAAAUGUUGCACACAUUGCCGAUGCGCUUGAAGAUGUCUGUGUCGCCGGUGAAAUUGGAGCGUGACAUUUCGCAGCUGCAAGACGAUCAUGCGUUUUUGGAAAGCAAAUGCACAAAUAUACUCGGCAUACUGAGGAAUCGUCUUGCGCUCUGGUUGCGCUACGAGCGUCAACUUGAGAUGGUGCAUGACUCCGUGCAAGAGACCGACUUUAUGAUGGAACUGCUAAAGGUGCAUGGCCAAGUGGACUACGAACGGCUGCGUAAGGCCACCGAGCGGCUAGAGGGACUUGCUGGUGAUUUACAAGCUCGUGAAUCAUUCGUUGAUGAUUUGAAAUCUUCGGCUAAGCCUCUUAUCGAAACAUGUGAUGUACAAAUUGUCGAGCAAAUCGAGUCGGCCGUGCAGGAUGCGGUUAUAGCGUGGAAUGAUACUUCAGAUAAUUUACAACAAUUGUGUACACGUUAUCAGCGUGCUGUUGAGCUUUGGGAGAAAUAUCGUAACGCUUCCGCAGCGGUACGUAAUUACGUUGAACAACAAAUGGAUACAGUAAAGAAUUUGGAGCAACCGUUGGAGACGCUGCAAAGUGCUAAGAUCUGCCAGGAUAAUUUGAAUACGCAAAACGAUCGUUUAACCGAAUUGCGCGACAUUGUUACGAAAAUAGCCGCCGAUAUUGGUUUAGAUGCCUCCGGCCUUAUGCAAGGCGAAUUGGAUGCUUUAGGCCAACGUUUGCAAGACUGCAAGGAGGCCAUUACCACAUUGGCCAAUGUGGCCGAAGCCAAGGAUAAAGAACGCAAGGCAAUCGAAGAGAAUGUACAACAAACGAAAGUGUACUUGAACAAUGUGCAGAAGGAUGUCGAUCGCCAAGCACAAGUCACCACCGCAACCGGCGUGCCUAGUGAGGAGCAGUUAACAGCGCUACGCAGCCACUUGCAGACGCUGGCGCGCACCGAAGAGGAGUUGAAACAGUUACGUGAGCGUAAUAUUGAGAAUACGGCGCCCGAGUUGGGUCAGUUGGCAGAAGAUGAUAAUACCAUUAUCGAAGUGUUGGAGUUAUGGCAGAAGAUAUUCCAGGAAACCUUCCAAGAAUACCAUCGCCUCUCCACACGUCUACUGCGCAGUCAGAAUAGUGCCGAGGCUCUGAAGUUGUGGCGUCAAUACUUGCAGCAUGUGCAACAGUUCCUGGCUUGCAACAUUCCGGAGGAUUACACGAGCCUCAAGGAGCAACAACAUCUCUGUGAAAUACACCAAAACCUGCUCAUUUCGCAACAAAAUGUGCUCGCCACACACACCGAAGCAGAGCAGCAACUAGAACCCGCGCUAGCCGAGCAAUUCAAGGUGCUGACGAAUAUGCAUAAUGAGACCUUGUCGCGUAUAAUGCAACGCAAUAGCGAGUUGGAGCGACGCAUGUCGGCUUGGAACACCUAUCGAGUCGAUUUAGCUGCGUUACUCGAGUGGCUGAAGGAGCGUGAGAAGGAACGCACACGUCUACAACUGCGGUAUAUACACCUGAAGCGCGUGCCGCGACUGAAGCAACGGUUGGAUGAGUUGCUACAACAGCUGCCGGUGGGUGAGUCUAUGUUGACGAAGUUGAAGGAUCAACAGUCCGAUUUAAUGCGUUUCUGCGAUGAUGCACUUGCGACCUCCAUACGCAUGGAGCAGUCGAGCGUGGCACAACGCAUUAACAACUUGAAAGCUGCACUCGAAACUUGGUACGGUUUUCUGGUGAAGAUCUCACAGCUUGCGAGCACGUAUGAACAACGCGUUGCGCAACUCGAUACCGAAUUUGAUAAAAUCCAAGAGCUUGUUGGCAACACAAAUGCGUCCUUACCAACCAACGCCAGUGACAUACAGAAUUGCUUGAGUAAGCUGCGCGCACAGCAAGUGCAUUUGUCGACGCUGACACAAGACCUAGAAGGCCUCAACGUCGUGCAAGAGGAGCUGAAGGAAUGCAUUAGUCCGCACGAUAUGAAGAGUAUACGUCAGAAAAUCUGGCUGCACUGGCAGCAGCAUGCCGAUCUCGAAUACCAACUAACGACGUUGAUAAAUAUAAUUGAAGAGCGCUUGUCGCUACAUGCGCUCUUCAAUACACGCUACGAACGUCUCGCGCACUGGUUGUCUGGUCUGGAACAUCGGGUUGAGCGCGACUCGGACAUCUCAGCGAUUGCUAAUCCCGAAGAUGCAGCACGCCAACUAGAUAAGCAGAUAACCGCUGAAUUGCUGCUACGCGAAAAAGACCGCGAGUGGCUGCUAUCUACCGGUCGGGAGCUGAUCUCACUUUACACGGACAAUUCACAGAACGCUGAGGUCAUACGUUCUGAAGUGCAAGAGAAGUCGGAUAUGUUAAUCGAUCGCUGGGAGCGACUGAAGUACCUGAGCAAGCAGCGUGCCAAUAAGAUUGGCGACUUGAAGAUGACGCUGUUGCGGCUGGAAGAACGCAUUGCCUUAAUACGCGCCUGGAUGUUCGAGGUAGAGACUGAGUUAGACAAACCGCUCACUUUCGACUCGUACACGCCGCCCGUAAUAGAAGCGAAACUCAAAGAGCACGAGAAAAUACAACGUUCCAUUGAGAAUCACAGCAGUAAUGUCGGCGAAGUGUUGAAUUUGGUAGAAAUGUUGCUGAAUGAUGCCGACACCUGGCGUUCACAUGUGAAUACAUCGAAUUUGGGCAUUUCUGCGCAAAAUCUCGAAAAGCGCUGGAAGAACGUUUGCCAACAAUCUGCCGAACGGAAGCAGCGUAUACUUACUACAUGGAAUCUGCUCCAACAACUGAUUAAAUACACCACUGAGUACAAGACAUGGCUGAGCAAACAGGAGGCAGACAUUGCCGCUUUCGAACGUGACUUAACGAAUUUGUCAAAGGAAGAAGCGGCUGUGCGUCAAAAGGGCGUCGAGGCCAAACUGCGUGAGCUGGAGGUACAAGAGGCGCCACUUAGUCAGCUGGCGCACACUUACGCCAAACUCAUGAUGAGCGCUGGCGUUGAUCCUGAGAAUAUACAGAAUCUCACCAUGCCCACAAAGGUAAUGUUGGCUAAAUGGCGUCAGCUUGGACCACGUUGUCAUGCCGUUAUCGACGUGAUAGACAAAGAUGUAAAACUGCGACGCGAUUUUGAUAAAGCGCAACAAGAAGCCGUACAAACAUUGACCGGUAUACAAGCUGAACUAGAUAGAUUGCUUAAGCAGCAACCGAAAACACCCGCGGAGGCUAAGGCGGCGCUCAAACGCGUCGAAAGUUUGGAAGCUAAAUUGAAGCAGGCGGGAGAAAAAGUCGAAAACGCUGAUAAACUCGCGACCGAGACUAAGUCCAAAGCGAAACAGGACGAGCUCACACGUAUCAUAACGCUCAUUACGCAAUACACAACCAUCUGGCGCGAGCUGCAAACACGUAUUGUCACAAUCAAAACCGAGUGGCUUGCCAAAGCGACAGCAGCUGCGGCCGGCGGAGUGGCAGGCGCAGUAGCUGAAGCAGCAAUCACAGCGACCCGCGUUUCCGAGGCUGAUGCUGGGGUGCAAGUGGAUACUUUGCCACAACGCAAGUUACGUAAAGCACAAAUGCAACGCGAAACGUCGAUCACUGCGAAGGAUGCCUACAUUAUGGAGCUGGAGACGGCGAUCAAAGAGUGCCAAACAAAUCUCGAAGAAUUGCAACGCACCAUUUGCGAUAAGACACGCAAGCCGGGUCCACAAAAGAUGUCGAAACUCAUAGGCAAUGCACAGUCCUCCACCGAGCUCAUGAAACAUUUGAGUCAGCUGCUGCUGAGCGAAUGUCAGGCUAAUGAAAAAGAGGCACAGGUGGAGACGGUGUCAGAGUUGUCGCUACGCUUUGAUACGCUUUUGUCGCAGUGGAAGACGCGUCAACAGCAGGAUCAGAAAGCUAAAAGUGCGCUUCCGGCUGCAUACAAACUGACCUGCCCACAUGAGGCCGGCCGCUUAACUUGUCCCCUCUGCACACAACGCAACUGGCAACAGAUCGAUAACGAUCUGUGGCGCCUCGAGCAAUGGCUACAAUUCGCCGAAGGCACACAAAAAGCACAAACCUCGCCACCUUCAAAUAUUGAACAACUCGAAGAUGUCGUUCAAGAUCAUCGUGAAUUCCUGCUCGAUCUCGAAAGUCACAAAUCGAUUGUGAUGAGUUUAAAUGUUGUUGGCGACCAUCUAGCCACACACACAUUGGACACCGAGAAAGCGCGUCAACUGCGCGAUCGUCUCGAAGCCGACAACCAACGUUGGAAUAAUGUCUGCAUAACGGCAGCCAAAUGGCAAGGUCUACUACAGACAGCGCUGAUGGGUAAUAGCGAGUUCCAUCAGAUCAUCGAUGAGCUAUGCACAUGGCUACAACAAACCGAACAGAAUAUUAAAUCUUCCGAACCGGUCGAUUUGACAGAGGAACGCAGUGUGUUGGAAGCGAAAUUCCGCAAAUUCAAAGAACUACGCGCCGAGCUGGAACGUUGUGAACCACGUGUUGUGAGCUUACAGGAUGCCGCCGAUCAACUGUUGAAGUCCGUUGAUGAGUCGAGCGCCGAGUCCACGCAUACGUAUGCAAGAACCCUUUCCAGAUUGACUGAUCUGCGUUUGCGCCUACAAUCGUUGCGCCGCCUAUCCGGCAUAUACAUAGUGAAGUUGGGCGCGGUACUCGGCUACGAUGGUGAUAAUAUGGGCGUGUCGCUGCAUAUGUUGUCCAGCGAGCUUUUGGAUCAAACUACAUUACCCUCUACAUCUUCUUCUAUGCAGGCAGCCGCACCAAACACUGAUAAUGCAAACGGCACCACCGGCAACGAUGCCGAUGCUGUCGAUGGCGAUGCCAUCAACACCACCGUACUUGCGCGCGGUGCACGCUUCCUCGGACGGGUUGCACGUGCCUCGUUGCCCAUACAAGCGCUCAUGUUGCUGUUGUUGGGUGUUGCCACACUUGUGCCCCACGGUGAAGACUACACAUGCAUGUUCUCGAAUUCCUUUGCGCGCAGUCUAGAGCCGAUGUUGUCUUACCCGAAUGGACCGCCACCGACGUAGUAGUAGUAGUUGUAGCGGUAUUAGUUGACGGUUUCAAUGGAAUCAGAUUUCAAAAACAAAACAAAACAGACAAAAAACACAAAUGUUUAAAAUACAAUUAAAUUUUGAAACGAACAAACAAACAAACAAACAAUAGUUAUGUAAGAUAAACGAAUAUUUGUAAGUAAAGUGAGAUUUGUAAUAUGUAAAUGAUGAAAACAGAGGAAAACCAAACGAAACAAGUUAUAUAAAUAAAUCAUGUAAAUGUACUCAAGUUGCAGUUGCUUAGAAAGUGUAGGUAAAGCAAAAGCAAAAACAAAAAGAAAAAACGAAAAUAACAAAUAAGUAAUUGCGGUAGUUUUGUACGCUUGCGUGAAAUAUGUAAAAAACAUAAAACAAAAAACAAAAAAAAAAAAAAAAUAAUGAAAUCGAUGUAAAAAAUACAACAAUUUGAUUUUGUCAGAAAAACCGUUAAGCAAAAGGUAUUGUCUUAAAUACCAACAAAUACAGUUGUACAUACAUACAUACAUAUAUAGUAAACAAAAAUACCUGUAUAUGUGAAUAUAUGUAUGUAUUUGCCUUGCUUGAUUGAUUGUACAAUAAUCGAAGUGAAGAAAACAGAAAGAAAAACAGAAAAGAAAAAAAAAAACAAAAACAAAAACUACUCCCUAUAUUUUCUGCAUUGUAUUGUAUUGUACUUAUCGCAUUAUAUAAUAUUGAAAUACUUGCCUUUAGCCACUUUCCCGCCCCCGUUAGUUGUGUACAUUUGAUAACCCUUAGAUAGCGCUUUGGUAUAUUGAAUAAUGAAGAAAUGAUAAAUCCAAAAAGUGUUGCAUACAAAAAAAUCGAAUGUAUAUACGAAAAAAUACUGGGAAACGAAUAUAGAAUAAUGUGAAGAAAAAAUUAAUUUUGUAGCACACAGCUAGUAACUUGCAAAAACAAAAGAAAAAAAUAUAUAUAUAUAUAAAACUUUAGAAAGGCAACAACAAGUAGUAGCAAGAAAUAUGUGAAAAUCUAGCAUUUAAGCUUAUAAAAAGAAAAAAAAAACAAAAAUAACAAAUUACGAUACGCACAUAGAAUACGAAAAAAAAUCACAAACAACAACAAUGAUAGCAAAACAAAUUUUUGAUAUUUUCAGUUGAUCGCAGAAAGUGAAUAUUUGCAAAAAAAAAAAAAAAAACUUUAAAACAACUGCCCACAAAAUCAAAACCAAUUUGCGCUCUGUCUUUAUACCAAGCAGAUUUUGUGGAACAUUUUUGCUUAGUUGAACGCAGCGCGCAAAAUUAAAACAGUGGGCAACUGCAAACAAAGCCAGCAAAUGACAUAAAACAAUUCUAAAAAAAAAAAAACCGAAAUCCUUUCGAUAUCACAACAACAACAAAACUCUCCAAAACAAAAUUCCAAAAAAUCAAAAAAUUUUCUUGAAGCCACAAAAACAAAAACAAAAAAUAAAGAAAGUUUUUUCAAUCCGCAAAAUCCAUGACCCAAAAAAGUAAUAAAAGAAAAUUAUUAAAUGCGCUGCUUCUGACACAAACGCAUCUCCCAAAUUAAAGCGUUUGUGUUAAAAGAUUGUCGCAUUUACAUUCUCGAAAUUAGAAAGAUAUUUAAAAACCAAUGUGUGCUAACAUUUUGUGUACUCCAACACGCCCACAUACAAAUCUCUCCAUUGUAUGUUGUUGUUGUUGCUGCCAAAAAAAAAAAAAAUGAAAAAAAAAUGUGAUGCCAUAACAUCGUUUCAACACAAAGUACUGAAGAAAGUCUAAUUUCGCUUUAUCAAAAACAUUCCCAAACAGGCAUUACCAUAGUAUUUUUUAUUUAAUUUAUUUUCAAAACAAAUAAUUAAAUCUAGUUGUAAAACGGAGACUCCCGAAAUGUCGCUGUUGGCAUUAUUUGUAUUGUCGCACUGUUAUUUUGUGGUGCAGUUGUUGUAAAUGCAAAGCGAAAAAAAAAUGAAUUCAACGAAAGCAGCAAGUGUCCUAUGCUGGUGCUAAACCAAAUUGCAUGAAAUUCUUUUUUGAAAAAAAAAAAAAAAAAAAAAAAAAAAAUUUUU